This is a messenger RNA of Podarcis lilfordi (Lilford's wall lizard), 85210 nucleotides long. The record is from the annotation of a GenBank genome assembly. Lineage: Eukaryota; Metazoa; Chordata; Lepidosauria; Squamata; Lacertidae.
GCGCGCUGCUGCCGGAGCUAGGCGGGGGUGGGCGGAGGGAGGAGGAGGAGGAGGAGCGGCAGCGGGGGAGCGAGCGAGCGAGCGAGGCGAUCUGGUCGCGCGGCUCCUGCAGCGACCUGCCUGCGGCGGCGGUUGCAGCGGCAGCAGCGGCAUCCCCCUCCGGGCAGCGCCGGCAACGUCUGCUCCGCGCUCUCCGGCGGCGGCGGCGGCGGCUCGGCCUCCCGCUCCUCGAUGUGCCUAAGCAGGAGGUGGCGGAGGAGGCAGCAGCAGCGGCGGCAGCGGCAGCGGGGCUUGCACUCGCCCCACGGGGACUCGCCGCUUGCGCGCUCCGGGCAACCCUGAGCCCAAGCCUGCUGCCUCUCUCUUGCCUGCCACUCCGGCUCCUGCAUCUUUUAUCUGCCGCGGCGGCGGCGGUUCGCGCUUCCCUCCUCUCGCCCCCUUCUCCCCACCCCCUUUCCAAUUUUUCCUCAACCCCCCCCAAUACCUUUUCUUCUCUCUCUCUCUCUCUCCCGCCCUCCUCUCUGUAUCCCCAAACCGGGCUGCAAGCGCGAAGUGUCUUCAUGAACCCCAAGGAUGUCCGGGAAGCAUUAUAAGGGCCCUGAAGUCAGUUGUUGCAUCAAAUAUUUCAUAUUCGGCUUCAAUGUCAUUUUCUGGGUAAGUGGAGUGGUUCGUUUUAUGGGCCAAAGCUGUGUGGGGCUCGUGUGCAUUUUCUAGCUGGGCGAGGAUUUAGCCCUCCACCCCUUUCCAGAGAAAUUGGAGGUUGUGUGUGUGUGUGUGUGUGUGUGUGUGUGUGUGUGUGAGAGAGAGAGAGAGAGAGAGAGAGAGAGAGAGAGAAAUAAGCCCAGCAGAAAAUAAACACAAGGCACUUCAGCGGGAAUGGGGGUUUUCAUGAAGUAAAUAACCUAGCAGGAUACGUGUGUGUGUGUGUGUGUCUUCGUGUUGAUGUUUUUUAGUGGGGUGAUCUUUACAGGGAAACCCCCCCCCCUUUCCAACAUUUUGGGCAGUAUUUGACUUUUUCUGGCCAUAGUCUUUCAUGUUCCGUGGAUAAUAAAGGAACGGCUUGGUUUUUCCACCAUCCCCACAGUAGAUCCCCUUGCAAGGUGUGAUUCUGUUUCUCCACCACCCCCACCCCCCAUUUGCCCCUAUUGUUGUGGUUUAAAAGGGACUGAUAAGAUUUCCAUGGACUGGAGAAGGCAUAAUGCCGUGUUCCAAGUGUUCCUGGAAGGCUAAAUAGCUGUGUUGUUGGGAGAGAAGGGUUACACAACGACUGUAGGUAAGAAAUGGGUCCGUUGUGGUGGGCUCCUGUUAAUGCAGCAGAAACAAGAGAACUGUGUACAGUACUUUGCCGCUGCAAAAUAGAUCCCCUUUUUAAUUAAAAGAAAAAAGAAUAUACAUUGGGAUUAGGAUAAGCAUUUGCUUGAAAUUCUGCAUGCAUACAGAUCACCUAUUGAGUCACCCCCCAACCUUUUUAAUUAUUUUGCUGCCCCUGCUUUGGUGGGAUUGGAACUGUAUGUUGGAAUAUUACAUCACUAUGCUCUUUCCACUGCUUCCUCCCAAUUUGCUGUAGCUUUGAAUGCUCUUCUCCUUUGAAAAAAAGCCUUUUGCUGCCUCUGUGUAUGUGUGUGUUUAAACACACACACACACCACAAUGCCAUAUGAGGUUUUACAUAUUUGAAUUAUUGUUACAUAAUGUGAACCUUUGGGGAUGUAGCAGGCUGUGUUUGUAUGGAUAUUUCAGAAAUGGGGAUAUUGACUGGGAUAAUGGAUUCUGGAAACAAUUGAAUAAAUAGCAUUUGGUGUUCAUUGCAGCGAAGUUGGGUCAAUAGGAGAGCUCUCAUGAACUAACCCUACUUGUGAGCAGGACAUUACAUAAAGGAAAUUGAUUCCCUGUUAAUGGAGAGGGUGUGUGCACAGACACACAACACAGAGCGCAAGAGGAGCUCUGGAUUUCAAGUUGAGAGACUGCAAAAGUAGGCUUGGCUGUAAGUCUGUGGCUAGUUUAUAUGGAAAUACAUUAAAAGCAAUUCUGAUCUGUUAUUCCAUAUGGAAAGGAAGGAAGUGUCACCCAUCCUCCUCCUGCUUUCCUUGUUGCCAGGAUAGAGCUUUGAUUAUUUCUGGCACUUGGGUUCAGAAGUUAAUGGAGAUGCGGCCAAAGGCCUGGAACAGAAACCAGGUGUUAAUGUUGCUGUUGAACCUGCCAGUGGAGGAGGCUGCUUUGUACAUAUGGCGAAUGGGCCCUGGUCCAUGAACGCUUUCGCUGUGAUAAAUAUGUGAACCUUCAGUAUCACAAGACUCUUGGUUGUAUCUUGCUGCUAAGAAAGGCCCGUGUAAGGACAUAGUUGUAGUGUUGCGUUCUUACUAGCAAACUAAAAAAUCCAGACUUGGAUAAAGUGCUAUGCAGGGGCUGUGCGGUUUCUGGUGUGGCAGAAGGACCUGGGUAGUUCUGUUAUGAUCAUAGUGGGUUCAUCAAAUCACUUGCAUAUGCCUAAAGAGAUGUUUUAGCUCCUGCCCAAAAUAAUAAUAGCUAUGCUAUUGACAUUAAAUUAAAAUAGUGCUGCAUUUUUGGCAUUAGGAGUAAGAGGAAGAUAUCUGAAGAUGUUCUGAUGUUCUAGAUUGAAAACUGAUUUUUAAAAGCAGGCUGAUGCAUAUGACGCUCUCUCUACUCUACCUAAGGUUUCCUUUUCUGUUUUUUCACCUCUUGCUAGAGAAGGCAGGUAAAAAUAAAACUAGUCUUCUGCUGCACCUUUUAGAUACCCCCCCCCUUCUUGUUCUGCCAUGGAGUGCCAAAGCUCUAUUGUUCCCUGCUUCUUUCUAAUGUCAUAUUUGAAUCCCAUCUGUGCUGCUACAAAUCUGGUGCAGUGUUUUUUUUGCAGUGACUGUUCAGCUGUCCAUAGUAUUGGUUCUUGAAAUGGGAUGGGGGAGGGGGUGGGCACUGUGAUGAAUUCAGAUGUUCCCCAGCUGGCAAAGAAGGCACAGUAGAAUGAAUCAUGCAGCCUUCUUGGAGAGAGCAUAUUACAGGUUCUAGACUGUAUGCUUAUGAGAGUUAGGAUCAGUCCUGAAAUGCACAAUUUGGCAUGCUGACAAAAAAAAAGAUGAAGUUCCUCUCUAAUUCAUUGUUAUGACCCUGUACUAUAACUUUGGUGGUUCCCUGGCUCUAAUCUUUUAAAUGCUUGUAUUCCAAGGAGAGUUGUGCAAAAGAUGCUUUGGGGAAGAUGCUUCUGAUGCUUGAAUCACCUGUCCAGUUAUCACAGGUAGCAGAGUUGUUGAAUUUCAACCUUUCUCCUAUUAAGAGGUUGGAGAUGUGUUAAUGGGUGUUGGAAUGACUUACUGUGACGCACUGAAUGGUUUUCUAAAUGUAGCAGGAAUGAAUGGAGUGGUGGUGUAAUUAUUUGCAGACUUCGAACAGGAGUUUUGAAAUCCUCAUGAAACCAGUUUUCAGUACCAUUAGCCUGACUUUAAAUUGCUUCUCCAUUUUAGCUUUAGACCUUGAGUACUAGGAUGUUUUCAGACUAAAUGCAUUCUGUAGGGGGCUGGUUGUUUGCUAAAGAGACUUUCUAUCUCCCAGACUCUUAUACUUGACGAAUAUGUUGAAUGAACAUGGGCUGAAUGUGUCAUACAUCAUACAGUAGUGAGUGCCUGAUCUGCUAUGAGGUUACUUUGAGCAGGUAUCUUCAACCUUUUCAGACGCAGGACCCGCUUUUAAUCCAAAUAUGCACCUGGGGACCCAUUUCUUAAUCAUUUCUUAAUCAUUGUGACCCACCUUGGAUCAGGCUGUGACCCAUUAUUGGGUCCCAACCCACCAGUUAAAGAUUAGUGACUUAGAGGCCAGAGUGUCACUUUGGUUUAGCUGCCAUCAUGACGGCACAGAAGCAGGACAGUUUCAGGCUAGGUAGGUUUAUUUUAGAACUGAAUUUGCUGAAGACCUUUAGUAAGCAUUGCCUGUUACACACUGUGGUCUUCUUAAUUGUACCAUGUUUCUGCAAAUUGGCUGAUUAGUUUGGGCGCCUUUUGAUGAAGAGCCAAUUAGCUACCAGGUGGAUCUUGUUGCUUAGUUUGGGGAGGUGGCCAUGGGAGAGGAUGAAGAUAAGGUAGAAAAUACGUUUGAAGUGUGAAGUAACUUCCAAAAUGCUAGGCUUACAUCUGUUUCCAAUUCAUGUUCAAUGAAUGUUCACUGUGAACAUUUUAAUAGAAUGACCAGACCUUAGGCUGAAGACUGCUUCAUACUUUACAUUAAAGCUUAUUUUGAGUAUUUUCUUGUUCAACACUAGCAUGUGAGUGAGCUGGUCACUCAUGGAUCCAACUCGCUGAGGUGUGAGUUGGCUCCUUGCAUAUUGCAUUGUGUCCAUGAAAAUGGCAUGGCAUAUCCUUACAUGCAUGCAUAUCCUUGUAUCCGUAGCAGCAUGAGCCAAAUUUGAACAAGUACAUAAUUUAACUCAAAACUAUGUUUUUGUGGCAUGUACAUUUUAGUUUAAAGCCAGUGUGAGGAAAUUCUCCUGAAGUUUUUGGAGAUCUGAUUCAUGGACCACAUUAAUCUGUUGAUAUGAUUAUUCUCUGUUGUGUGGAAGGUAUUGGUGAACUUGGAGUGUGGUUGUGCACUUCCUGGACCUUGGUUCAGAAAUGACUGUCUGGCAAGCUGGUCCUGAACAGGCCAUGCCACUAAUUUUGCAUAGAGGAGCAAUAAUUGGCUUCACACAGGGCACAGCUCUACUUGGGAGACAUCAGAAGUGAACGAAGAUUAACAUGUCACUGUAAACCCGCUGCCUUGUACAGUUCCCAGUGUCAUUUAAAAACCAGAUUCCUGCACACUUAGAAAUGUGUGGGUAAUUCAGCUGUGGGUGAAAAUUACAGGGAGAGACUUAAAGGUGAUGUUAGUGGUAUGUGUGAAAACUGAGCCUGCAUUGUUUAGAUGAUUGCAUUUAUAAUGUAUACAGUAGUUUUGAUUUAAAAGAGAUUAUGUGGGAUGGGUCUAGGCUUGUGUUCAGCGAAGGUUGGCUUGUGCUGAAGGAAAGGGCGAAAGGUGAUUUUUUUUUUACUGAUAGCUUCUUUACUACUUCUUUGCCUCUUGAUGUAGAGAGGGCCUUCUUGGUAGCUGCUCUUAGAUUGUGGAACUCCCUUACACAAAAGGCGUGGCCGUCCCCCUCUCUGCUUUCAAAUCACCAACAGGCAAAUGCUUUUUUUGUUUAAACAGGUAUUUGGCCACUAUCUGGCUGUUACAGCAAGGUCUUUUGAGCAUGGGUGAUGCCUUUUUGUGUGCUUAAGUGUUUCAGUGCUGUUUUUUUAAUAGGCUUUCUUAGUUCAUUGUUUUGUCAAAGCUAUAUUUAUUGUGUGUUUUUAGUUGAAUCUGUUUGAAUUUAUGAUGUGCGUCACCUUGGGCCAGGCACUGGGAAAAAGGCAUGGUGACAAUAAUAUCUAUGGUUUUUGUUUGUUAUUAUGUUUGUAUUUUUAUUUUGUAAACCACCCUCUGAUCCCCGGAGGAGAUUUAAAAAUACAUUUAUUUAUUUAGUUUUUACACUGCCUUUCUUCCAUCAUGGAACCCUAAACCCAUGUGGUUUCCUAGAGGUCUCCAAUCCAGACACUGACCAGACCUGGUGUGCUUCCAGACCAUACCUUCUAUAGACUGUUCUGGAGAAUUGGGGGACCCUCAGGAAGGACAUGAAAGUGGGGAAGGAUCCAGGAAGGGGAAAUCUCCCCUUCUUCCAGUGAACGUCUGUUGCACCUUGGUUCCUUCCAUGUAUGGAAGUAGCCCUUCCAUGCACGGAGGGCCAAGUUUGUAUCCAAAUAAUAGACUUUGGGGUGUCCUCUUAGACACCUUCCUCUUUUCAUCUUGUAAGGUUCAGCGCCUCUUCUGUGAUGGUGCCUGCCUUUUUGUUUCUUCAGGAAAGUUCACAAUGUGAGUUUAUUUAGAUCAGGUGGUCCUAUGUGGAUCACUAUGUGAGAACUUGUGCAUUGUUAUAUUUGAAAAUUACAGUUAAUAACAUUAAACUGUACAAUUAUUUGACUAAAUUCUUUAAGUGGGCAACAUCUCUGUGAUAACAUUCUUUGCCUCUGACCUCACUGACAAAGACAAAGGUGGUGUGAAUUGUGAAGUGCUAAUACUGAGGUAAAAGAUUGCACUUUAUAUCACAUGGUGCCUUUAAGAGCUAUGUCCCUUGAACACUUAAAACAAGAACUUAAAAUCAGGGUACAGUAAUUUUGUAUUUGGGAACCUUUGGCCCCACAGUAGUUCAGAUCUUGCAGAACUACAACUCCCACAAUCCCUGGCGGUUGGCCAUGCUUGCUGGGGCUGAUAGUUGAGGAGCACCUGCAGGGCCACACCUGGUUGAGAUGUUUUAAUUUAGCAUUUUGUCUUAGACAAACCAGCCUGCCAAUCCAUCCUGCUUCAUGUGUUCUGAAAUGUCCUUGUUUUGUAGCUGACUUGUGCUAUACUCCCACAAGUUUAUCUUGGCUACUGUGUCAUCUAGGAUUUUAUCUCACAAACCAGGAACCUGUCUAGUCUCAGGAUCUGGUCCAAUGUAUUCUAGGAAGAAGAUUCAGUAGUACAUGAGUUCAUAACAUUUGCUGUGGGGGUUUUUUUUGGUGGAGCACGUGCUGGGCUUAUUUUUGUGGUAUUAGCCAUAUGGGAGGUUUUAAAUUGUCUCCUGACUUGAAGAUUGGCAGAAAGCAGGCUAAAUCUGGUUAUAUAAGUGUUCUCUGGGGAAAAGCAGAGUGAAAGGCAUGCUGUCCUCUGUUGGGCAACAGCUAACUUGACUGCAAAUCGUUAAUAGCAUCUUUUGAAAGGGGCGAAUACUUUUCCAUGGCAAUGAGUUGCAGAGGCUUCGGGAAAUAAAAAUGGCCGCUCUUCUAAAUUACCCUAGGAUUUAUUUCAUCUUCUCAUGGUGCAAGAACUUUGUUAUUUCUUUAUAUAUAUUGGAAUUAUAGCUCUAUGCCUUGUGGAAGGCCCAAACUCCCAUCAUCUUGUUACUGACCUAAAGGGCAAAUUGGCUGAGGCAGCUGCGCCAUUCUGUAGGCUGAUGCCCAUGCUAACUUUCAGCCCUUUGGUUUCGACAUCAAGUGGCAACUGAUGUAUUUAUCUCUAGGUAGUAAAGCACAAGCUGGAUUCAGAUAGUGACUGGAGGCAAUUCAUUAGCGCUAAAUGGGAAUCUAUGGUAACAGCAGCUUGCUUGGCAGCCACGCCAGCGUGAUGCCUGUGUACCCUGGAUUAAGAGCUGGGGAAGAGUCAUACCUGGUAUCCAGAGACUUUCAUACGCAGGCCCAAAUGGGCCUGCCAGUUCCUUUUCCCAUUGCAGAUCCUUCUGCGUAGGAUGAUACCACCUUGGAGAGGGUCUUGACAUUCAGGAGCAAUUUUUAAAGCAACAUAGGAAGCUGUGGUCUGAAGGGGAGAGCCCAUGGAAAAUGUUGGGAACAGUCCCCCAGAAAUUUACCUUGCCCAAGUCUCAUUGAAACUCGCAGGGAGAUGUGGAUGCACAAGGUGUGUCUUUGCUGCGGGGUCAUGUCCACACAAUACCUUUGAAGCGCAUCCCCCCCUGUAUUUGGUUAAGGUGCUGGGAGUGGUAGCUCAGCGAGGGGCAAACUAUGUUUCCCAGGAUUCUUUUUGGGGAAGCAGUGUGCUUUAAAUAACUGGUGAGGAUGUGAGCUGGCUAUUUGAGGUUCCUUGUGUGGCCCUUUUGGGUCGUUGCCUGAGGUUUUAGAGAUGCUCCGUUUGGGAGAGUGUCUUCAGGAACUCUCGCCCAGUAAUUUGUAGGGAAAAUGCAGGAAAGCCGCAAGUGAAUAGUCUCUGCGUGUAGUCAUCUCAUAUAGAGAUCUACGUGCAGGUUUUGCUUGCUUUCCUACAAAUAAUUGAUCUCCGUACAGGAGAAAAACAUCUGAAGCAUCCUUAGGUCAUAUGUCCAGUACAGGCAUAGCAUAAGUUUACUUCAAAACAGGUUUUUCAAUUGGAACCAGAUUUGAAAAGCUGCGCUGCUCACAUGUGUAAAUUCUGUUCUCCCAUCCCCACCCCUCUCCUCUUUAUGGCUUUCACAUUGCAUUAAUUUAUGUGGUGAAGAUGGGAAUCCUGGUUAAUGUUAAUUAUAGUUUUUGAAACCAGGGUUUGAAAUGGGCUUGCAAAUUCCAGUUAUACUUAAGGAUGGCUAAUGGAAUACAGCUUCUGAAUAUUGUUUGCAGGCUAGACCUUAUUCUUGUCUAGGUAGCACAGUAGUCAAGGAAGGGUUUUUCAGCUGUAACCAGUGAAAGCAUGCAUAAUCAAAUUAUGUAAAAGCCAAUUAUUUGCCACUUUAGGCCUGAUCCUUCAAAUAGAUUUCUACUGUCCAUUCUUAACACCUGUCUAUAUAAUCCAGUUGUUUUCAAAUGGGAUUUCCCUGAAAGUUUGCAUAAACAUACAUGAACCAACAUUUUACGUGCAGGUCCUUGAUGAAAAAAGCUACCUAAAUUGUAGCUAGGCACUGGGCCAAUAAAGGUCUUUUUAGAAACCUGAAAAGAGCAGCUGGUGUGGAAAUAAAAUAGUGAUAUUCGCUGCUCUUAUUUGAAUGCUUUGCACUCCCCUGGCUUUUCCUGCUUUCACAGUCAUGCUUUUACCCUAGUCUAGCUUUGCUUUUGGUUUUCCAAGUAAAACAUGUGCAGAUUAUUUGAGUUGGGUGGGCCCGGACAAACAAUUCGCUUCAUUUAUUAAACUUCUAUCCUGCCCUUCAUAGGAUGGCAAACAAGGCAGUAGGUUUGUUUUUUAUUUUUAAAAACCAAGUAAAUGAGCGUCAAGAGCAUUGAAAAACAGCCUUGCAAUUAAUAUUUUUAUUUAUUAAGAUGUAUAUACCACUUGAUUAUAAAAACAACCACCUCAGAGCUGUUUCAGUAUUAUUCAGCCAUCAAAUAUGUGGUUUAAACAAGGAUUUAAAAAAACGUUUCUCCUGAACAUUGACAAUGAAGGAGGGAGAUGCAAUUUGCCAGAGCGGACAUUCCACAGAAACGGAGCCACCACAAAGAAGGCCCUGCCAAGCAUGAUUACUGACUGGGCGGCACUGGCAAAAGGGCUUUAGAGUCUGGGUGGGGAACCUCAGACCCAGGGGCCAAAAACAUCCUUUCCCGCCUUUCUGCCUGGCCCUUGGAACUGUCCCCAGGCUACACCCCUUGCUGGCCGUAUUUUACACCCCAAGUGCUUCUUCCUAUCUGAAAUGUGUUCCUUGCAUUCUGACAAGGGCCCCUUGCUUGACUGGAUGGUGGGUAAAGAAAGGUGUGUUUGUGUGUGUAGAAACUAGCUUAGUGUACAAAGGUAAAAUUGACACCAGCUACUUUGCCCCCCCCUUUUGCCUCUGGCACCUGCCUGCCACUGACCUGCGACCCUCAGAGGGCAACCCUACAUCAGCCCUGUAUUUCUCUUUGUUCCCUGCUCCACUUCUCUAGCUGCUACCCACUGUCUUUCCUAAGCCAAAAGGAAAACUGAGCUAGACAACAUAAGUGUUGUCAUUUCUUCCUUGGAAGUUACAGGUUGCAGGGAUCUUUUUUUCCAUGUUUCCAGUCUUGGCUUUAAGUCGCUGUGGUGGGCUUCUUGAAUAGCUCAGUGGUAUGAACAGGUAGGCAAAGUUACCUGCUCCCAAGGUCCAGUUGCCGCUUUCCAGUAGAGUUGCACAUUCUACUUUUACCUGACAACCUCCUUGUGCAAGCACAGGAUAAGGAUAUGGUGAUAUUAAUCUCCCAUGGAAUCUCUACAUCAGGAGCUGCAAAUUAUGGCUCACCAAGCCACAUGUUGCCCUGACCAUAGGUUUGGGUCACGCUUCUAAGAAAGCUUAGCAUGUGAAAUGACUUGAAACAAAGACUGUUGGCGCCCUUUUUAUUUUUCAAUGUAAAGCAUAAGAAAGAAGAUCUGGCAGACUUCUCCCUCUCUUCCCCUCCAAAUAAUAUUAGCUCUCAAGUAAGCGGUGUGCAGAUCUGAAAGUGUGCUGCGUGCUUGGCUCCUGCGGCUUUUGCAUGGCACAAAGGGAGUUUUCCAGCCUUCACAACAUUUGGGGCCUCAUUUGUGCAGCCUCUAUUUACAAGUAGCUCCCAUUGACUUUAAUGGGAGCUGGCUUGGUUGCGGCAGCUGCGUAUUCAGAGCCUUUUGGUUUUCAUCCAGUGCGGGGAAAAGAUGUGAAAAGACUUCAAAAAGAGCCAUGGCCAUUAUUUGCAAUCUGCUUAAAUAGCCGAAGAGCAAAUGUGCAGGAGCAAAGCAGGUUGGGUGUAGCUGGGAUGCAACCUCUGAUAACAGGUUUGUGGAGGGGAGCGUAUUGUUCCUGUCUUUUGCAAACACACCAGAUGGAUAUGCCCUUAUUUGCUCACUUGUUAGAGAGGGUGAUGAUCGCUCAUCUUCAUGGCCUGAUGCUUCUGAUGUUGGGGGAAGCCUAAGAGACUAAAGUGGCAGUGGAGGAAAACAAACAUGCACAAUCCUAUGGAUUGUGGGUAGGGGACCAUUACCAACUCAGCUAGGAACUUACAGGUAGUCUUGAUAAGACAUCUUUAAGCCUCAGUUCUCUUUCCAUAAAACAACAACUUGCUUUACAGGGUGGAAAGCAAGAAAGAACAAGGCCAGGAUUGUGAAAUGACUUGUAUGCCAAGUAAUCUAUACAUGAUACUAAUGGAAUGCAGCAGUAAAUAAUGGCUCUUUUGUCUUGAUGUGGCUAUCAGUUGAGGAGAAUGUCAGCAUUUUAAUCGGCCCUUGCCAGCCUUCUAGUGCUUCUGUGUCCUGUCUCUGUCAGCCACUCAUACAAACCCAAGGCAGUAGCAUAAUGCCUUCUCUGACACUGGUCUUAAGUAAUCGCUAGGAGGAUUUUCUUGGACCAAAUCUCUAGGAGAUUUGUUGUAUUCUCAUUAGCAGACUCCUUUCUGCAACUGGGUCUUGCAGUUUCGUUUGGUUUCUUCUAAAUAUUUAUACUCGCACGUUUUGUAGGACUCUGUCCUCACGUGGCUGUUUCCAGAAGUAAGGUAACCACAAUUACAGUAAAAAUAGAAAAAAAGAAAUUAAGCUAAGCACCAGGUUAUAAACAGAGUGUAAGGCCCUCCUUGAACAGAUUAAACCAGAGAUCUUUACAUGGCUGUGGGUGGGGGGAGAGGAAUGUUCACUUUUAACAUGGGUCUUGGGGACUGGCAGGAUAUAAAGGUGGCUAGCAGCUCAUAUGGCUGUACAGUAGCCUUCUGGUUCAGCGAUUGCAUGGAGCAGUGGUGGGGAACCUCCAGUCCAUGGGCCAAAUUUUAGAUAAUUGUAGAGUUGCAAGGGACCCCAAGGGUCAUCUAGUCCAACCCCCUGCAAUUCAAGAAUCUCAGCUAGAGCAUCCAUGACAGGUGGCCUUCCAGCCUCUGCUUAAAAAAACUCCAAAGGAGAAAAAACAUCCAAGGAAAUUUGGUCCGUCUGACUGCCCAUUUUGGCCUGUGAGGCAGUUUUUGGCUGCUAACGCCCACCUGCCACUUGUCUCUGACAUCCUAUAACAUCAGGUGUGUGGGACAGGUAAAGCUUUGGAUGAAAGGAACACAAUCAGGAGCCUUAAAGCAGGGGAUCCAGAACUCUGAUCCAUGGAUCACUGGUGGUACAUGGGAGAAAAUGUUUGGGGUGCAUGCCCAAUUGUUCCUUUGCAGCCAUGACUUACAUGCAGCACUGUUUCAAAGUGCUGCUGAAUGCACACCUUUCCGAUGGGGUGAGAUCCACCUGUUGCCAAACAGCAGGUGAUGGACAGGUGGGCAGUCCUGCUCACCCCUCACAUGAGGCCUGCAGAGGGUUGGGUGCUUUUUGAUCUGGCUUUCCAGAUGAAGUGGUGCCUCACCCCGGCAUAAAACUGUAAGGUGUUGCCUGCUACCUCAGACUUUUUGGUUGUAGCCUUGCUAUGGGAUCAGUUUGGCUGUGGGCAGUCUAGGCUGCCACACGUUCUAGGCAUUUACAGGCUUUUAUGAGAGGGCAAGUGUUCUGUGGUCUGGGCAGGUCCUAAAUAUGUUUAGUUUGCAAUCCACAUCCCGCUUGGACAGUCUAAAGUUACAGUCCAUAACCGGUAUUGAUAAACUGAACAUAAUGGGUAAUUUAUAUAAAUAGAUGUGGCAGAAAAGGCUUUGAGUAAGCAGUGAGGUUUCAUUUUCUCUGAUCUGAGCUCCAUUUAAGGUUUUUUAAAAGUUCAUUGCGCUAUCUAGCAGAAUCAUAAGCUGUCAAAGUGGAAAGUGCUUUUCUGUAUUUAGUAAAAACAUAUAUAUAUACUGCCAAGACUAUUCUUAUCAGCCCUUAAUAGGCACAGGAGUUACAGAAUCAUGGGCACAUAACCUGAAGUCUGCCCUAAGACAGGCUCCUUGUAUACCUUUUUCAUGGUGGUUCAUUCCAAUCCUAAACACGUUGACCUUGGAGCAAGCCCUCGUUAACACAGUGAGAUUUGCUUUUGCAUGAACAUGCGUAGGAUUGUGCCUGCAUGUGGUGGUCUUUUUAUUUAGAAUUCUUGACUCUUCUUUAAAGCAUCUAAGAUAAUUGCUGGGAAUAUAUUGUUGCCUGACCCCUAAAAGCAGGAGUGACAUGGGGGGGGGGCAAAGGUUCCCCACUGCUGCUUCAGAGGAUGUGAGCAAGCAAACUGAAAACCAGCAUGGUUUUGGCUUCUUUCUUCCCUAACGCCACCAGUUACUUAGUUGUGAAAGGUCACUGAAGUGCAUGAUAUUUGAAAGCAUAUCUAUAUGAUAGGAACAUCUUAUACCAAGUCUAACCAACUACCUCUUUAUUGCUUGCACGGACUGGCAGUGGCCAUCUGGGAUUUGGGAUGGGUCUUUCACAUAAUUACCUAAAGAUGCCAGGGAUUGAACCGUUGGCCUUCUGUAGGCAAGGCAUGCGCUAUGCCACCACACUUCUUACCAAUAGGCUUAUUGAUUUUGAAAUUCUGGUUUGCAUUUGGCCAAGUCAUUCAUCCUGCAUAAAUUCUUACUUGCGACACUAAUAGACCUUUGAUAAGAGCUUUGCAGUAACAAGGCGGGAGUCAUACUAAACCUUGACCCAGAUCUAGUUUAAGCCGUGCUACCUAUCUUGUGAGUGGUGGUCUCUUGGGCAGAGAUGCUGCUUCUUCUGACAAGUAUAGUGAGUACAUUAUCCAGUGUGAGACAAUUUCACCAUUUGCUGUUUGCAAUCUCAUGCCAAAAGUGAAUCUGCUGGUCCAGGAGUUGGGAGUGCGAGCAUCGGGCAACUUGGGCCCAAACCUCAUCUUGGCCAAGGUAGGUGACUUGUUAGGUAGUGUUGGUUAAUUUGCCUCUUUUUCCCCAUCUGUAGCAGGGGGAUUAGUGAGUCAGCAUCCGGGGAUGUAAGACUUGAUGUACUGUGCAAAUGCUAUUCUUUUAGCUUUUCCAGAGUCAACUGUUGGAACUAGACUGGUGAGACCUCCAGAAGUGAACUCCCUUGCUUCUCAACCAAGCGUGACCAUCUUUCCAUACUUGUGGGAAGCCGUUAAGUUCAUAUUUGUAUGGAGCAUGCAGCUUACAAAUGACAUACCUGUGGCUUUAGCUAUGGUACCUUGCUACUAAGCUGGAAUAGCUUUUGGUGGUUGCUUGAACUGGGUUUGUGCAGUGAUCGCUGAAUAGAUUUCCUUCGGAUUCCACCCAAAGACCACAAUGACACCACAAAUUGAGAAUGCUGCCAAACUCAUUCUCCUGGCUGUGUGAACAAGGCGGGGCAGCAAAGGAAGGGUAGUACAUGGGUGUGAGUCUUACUCAGGCUCUUUCCAGCUUGUGCAUGUCAGAUAAAACCAUGGGCCACUGCUUUGUAUGUGGGCUGUGGUGCAGUUUCAUAACUGUGGUUCAGUUAAGUGCAGGAGGUCAAUUUCAGGUUCCUAUUCAGUGCAGUCUGCCUCUGCACUUGGUAGCUUGCUGCAGAAGGCUGUUUUCAACUCUGAACAAAAGCAAAUGCACUCUGGAAAAAGAAGAUGGAAUAGAUCUAAAGCACAGCACAAGGUCUCAACAAAGAUGAUAGGAACAUUGGAGCACAGGAAGCUGCCUAUACAGAGUCAGACCAUCGGUCCAUCAAGCUCAGUAUUGUCUUCACUGACUGGUGACAUCUCUCCAGGGCUUCAGGCAGGAGUCUCUCCCAGCCAGCCCUACCUGAGGAGAUACUGGGGAUUGAACCUGGGACCUUCAUGCAGAACAGAUGUUCUACCCCUGAUCCUACAGCUCUUCCCCAAAGUCUGUCGCUGUAGCAGUAGGGUAAGAACAGCCAGCAUGUCUUGCAUUUGCACCUUUCCUUAUUUCAUAAGCAUGGGGUUCCUUUUCUUGGUGAAUCUGCCAUGGUGCUGUCAGGCAAAGAAUGUCCGAAGUGAGCAGUUAACUUUAUUGUCAAAAGUACACUUACAAAGUAGAAAAUGGCAUGUCCAUCUGUCUUACACAGGGGUCAGCAAACUUUUUCAGCAGGGGGCUGGUCCACUGUCCCUCAGACCUUGUGGGGGGCUGGACUAUAUUUUGGGGAAAAAAAGGAACGAAUUCCUAUGCCCCAGAAAUAACCCAGAGAUGCAUUUUAAAUAAAAGCACACAUUCUACUCAUGUAAAAACACCAGGCAGGCCCCACAAAUAACCCAGAGAUGCAUUUUAAAUAAAAGGGCACAUUCUACUCAUGUAAAAACAUGCUGAUUCCUGGACCCUCCGUGGGCUGGAUUGAGAAGGUGAUUGGGCCGGAUCUCGCCCCCGGGCCUUAGUUUGCCUACCCAUGGUCUUACAUCUCUCGGCUAUCCCUAGGUGUGCAUCUGAUGAGGCAGUUGCCACAACAGAGGGGCUGUGCCCCUGACCUCAACAUAUUCCCCCCCCCCCCAAGCUGCAUGCAAGCAGGCAAAGACUCCACCUGCGUGUAACCUUCUGCCCCUCUUUCAAUCCUCUCCUGGUCUUGGGAGACAGUGGAGACAGAGAUUAGAGGCAGGAGGAUGAUGUGUGGAAACCCUUUACACCAGCUUGACCUCUUCCUCCUCCUGUACCUGUUCUUCGCUCUCCAGUCCUGCAGCUUCUCCUGCCUCUUGACUCUUGUCUUCCAACUGUUUCAGACUCCCCCUGAUCACGGAUCCCUUCUUCCAAGUCGGUCUCCAACCCGCCCCCCCAGCCACCACUCCUCAGUGCACAGCCAGUCCCCGACACUAUCCCACCCCCAGAACAAAGACGGCAGUAUCAGUAUGCCAUUCUUAACGAACCAGAAAUACUUUUUUCCAUUUCCCCAUUUUUCCACCCUCUCCCCCCCCUCCUCUUGUAGCAGGGGCUCUUCAAAGGCAGGUGGUCCCUUGAGAAGGCUGCGACACAGAUGCCAGAUCAUACACGAGAGAGCCCUAGGGCAAUGGCGCUCUCAGUGUACAGCCAUUCGAACAGAAUAUUUAUUUUCUUUGUCACAACCCACAAACGGUAAACUGAAUCCAUUCCGAAGGCAACCGCAACGAAAAUGCUCUUGUCAGUAUCUAAUUUAGGUCACGGAAGCCCUUGUUCAUAUAUAUUUAAGGUCAUGUUUUCUUUGAAAGGACAGUGUGCACUGGAUUCCAAGAGAUAUCAUUCAUAAAUAACAUUCCUUAAAAUUUGCCUUCAGUGUUUCAAUACAUUAAGAACUUGUGCUGAUAAUGGCCGCACUGUACUUUUUGGGUAAGAAGCACAUUAAUAUUCUGUUUUCCACUGUUCGCGAUUGUAUCAAGUCUAACCCUCUCUGUCUUACUGUAAGUUGCCGACACAGAGCUUUCCACAGCAUCUUAUUGCAACAGUUUGCAGAGGGGCAGCCAUCUUGGGUCACUCGCGAAGUAGAGUCUUGUGGCAAUUCAAACAUGAAGGCUGUGUACACAGUCCUGUUCACUCUGCAUCCAGAGCUCUCCCACCCUUGUUUUGGGAAGUGGUGCACACCCCACAUGGGUCACAGUCAAUAUCUAUCCUGUCAUUGUGUUGUCCCCCAAACCAGCUUCUAUCUGAAUUGAGAAAAAGAACAACCUAGCUGCAUUUAAUCUGUUGCUAUGGACACAGUUCAGCACUACAAUCCUAAACCCAUAUACCUGGGAUUAAGUUCCAUUGAAUUCAGUCGGACAUAUAGAUAGUUAGGAUUGUGCUGUAAUAACACAUUCGUUUUGUGUACUUCAGCCCAAUACAGUGGUACCCCGCAAGACGAACGCCUCGCAAGACGGAAAACCCGCUAGACGAAAGGGUUUUCCGUUUUGGAAGCGCUCAUAAGCAAUUUCCCUAUGGGCUUGCUUCGCAAGACGACAGCCCAUAGGGAAAUCUCAGGGACAGCGGGAAGCGCAGCGCGUCUUCCCCACUGUCCUCGGACCUCCUCCGAAGCCUGGCGGCGGGGCGGGGACACCUCCUCCCGCCGCCGCCGGGCUCGGAAGGCUCCUCCGAGCCGGGCGGGGAGGGAACACCUGCCGCCGCCGCCCGGCCCGGGCGGUGCUCCGAAGCCGGGCGGGGGAGGGAACACCUGCCGCCGCCGCCCGGCCCGGGCGGUGCUCCGAAGCCGGGCGGGGGAGGGAAGACCUCCCGCCGCCGCCCGGCCCGGGCGGUGCUCCGAAGCCGGGCGGGGAGGGAAGACCUCCCGCCGCCGCCCGGCCGGGACGGUGCUCCGAGCCGGGCGGGGGGAGGGAAGACCUUCUGAAGGCGGGCGGGGGCGAAAGUCUUUGCUCCCCCUGCCUGCCUGUCCCGGAGGGCUUUUGAAGGCGGGGGAGCAAGACUUUCGCCCCCGCCCGCCUUCAGAAGAGGUCCAGGACCUCUUCUGAAGGCUGGCGAGGGCAAAAGUCUUUGUCCCCUGCCUGCCUUCCCAGGGGCUUUAAAUUGCCCCGGACAGCGGAGAAGUCCUCCGCUGUCCCGGGGUGAUUUUAAAAUGCCGCCCGCCAGCAUUUUAAGAUCGCCCGGACAGCGGAGAAGUCCUCCGCUGUCCCGGGGUUUUAAAAUGCUGGGGGUGGGAAGAAAAGCCCUUGCCCCCAGCCUUCAGAAGAGGUCCGGGGACAGACUGUCCCCGGACCUGAUCUGAAGGCGGUUUCCCUAGGAACGCAUUAAGUGAUUUUCAAUGCAUUCCUAUGGGAAACCGUGCAUCGCAAGACGAAAAACUCGCAAGACGAAGAGACUUGCGGAACGAAUUAAUUUCGUCUUGCGAGGCACCACUGUACAUUUAAGUCUUUACGGCUCCACAAACCAGUGGUACCUCGAGUUAAGUACUUAAUUCGUUCCGGAGGUCCGUUCUUAACCUGAAACUCUUCUUAACCUGAAGCACCACUUUAGCUAAUGGGGCCUCCUGCUGCCACUGCGCUGCCAGAGCAUGAUUUCUGCUCUCAUCCUGAAGCAAUGUUCUUAACCCGAGGUACUAUUUCUGGGUUAGCGGAGUCUGUAACCUGAAGCGUAUGUAACCUGAAGCAUAUGUAACCAGAGGUACCACUGUACUGCCCCCCACUGCCCUCCAGAUUCUGAUUUUGUUUUUGUUUUUCUUCCAAGUGAGGCUCACUUUUUUAAAAAAAGGUCCUCCUCUCACUUACCAUAGGAUUUACUAUCCCCACUUGUAGCUGGUACAAAACCUUGUUACUGAAUUCAGCAAAACGGACCGCAAGCAACAAAGCCUCAAGGAUAGCUAGAUGUUGGGGUGGGUGGGAAACAAUGUGGCUGGCUCUAUCAAAUAAGCUGAACACAAAUUGAAAUCUAAACAAAACAAAUGCUACUUGAAAAGUUGAAACCACUUGAUGUUUUUGUCCCAUUGUUUGAAACUCCAAUGAACUCUGUGCUUUAAAUAGGUGCCCAUUAUUUUCAGGUUGAAAGAGAUUGCUAGUCUUGUUUUUCUAAAUUCCAUGGAGCUAUACACACAUUUUAAAAAGCAGCAAAGUGACUAAACAAACAAAACCCCAAUAGAGAAGUAAUGCCCUCCCCCGCCCUGGGUUCAAAAUGCUGUUUAACUGUUUGUAUCCCCACUGCACCUCGUAUCUUGUGUUUUGAAUUUUAAAAAAGCAACCGCCCUUCUGAGUAUUUCAGGUUGCUUGCAUUUCUUUGGUCUUAAUACAGUAGCGUAGCCCCUAUUGCUCUGCUUCUUCUGCAAUGGUUGGACUCUGUCUUGUCCGUGGUAUGCAUACCAGGGCCUGGCUAUGGAAGGUCCAAAUGUUUGGAAGAUGAGGGUAUAAAGCAAGGAUAUGCAGCCAGUUAGCACAGUGCCACUGCCAGGUGCCUCUGCAGACUCUUUGUAGUAUUCGCCGUCUUCAAGGUGAUCUUUCAAGCUAAAGGCAAAGAAGGAACUUUUUUCUUGCGUAUAGAGGGCUAAGUGUUAUGAUAGGAAGGGCUGUGGUUUUCAGCAGAACCACUCAAGCAGCAUCAUCAAAAUUGACGGAGUUGCGUAAGCUCUCAAAACCAGUAUGCUGUAGAUCUGAGGUGGUGAGUUGACAGCCCGUUGCCUGAAUCUGGUCUGUGAGUAACUUUAUCUGGCAUCCAAAAGCCUUUCCGACUCUUAAUCGGAUGUGGCAAAACCAGUAGAACUAAAUUGGCUUAAAACCCAAGCACACUCUUGCUUUUUUGUUUAAUGAGAUGGCAAGGCGGGUAGUAGAUAUAUUGAGAGGUGGUUCCCCCCCCCCAAGGUUGUUUAGCCUAGUGCAGGCACGGCCAAACUUGGCCCUCCAGAUGUUUUGAGACUACAACUCCCAUCAUCCCUAGCUAACAGGACCAGUGGUCAGGGAUGAUGGGAAUUGUAGUCCCUAAACAUCUGUAGGGCCAAGUUUGGUCGUGCCUGGCCUAGUGAAUGCUUUCCUUGCAAUAUUUGAAGAACGGAUGCAUAGCACAUGCCAAAAUAGUCGCAUGUGAUUGCUGCAUGCGCCUGAGCUUACACCUUUCCUCACAGAUUCAAUGAAACAUAGGUGUGCUAUUGCCAUGUUGCUGCCUGCCUGAAGAUUGCCCAUGCUUUUGAUGUGGGAGCUCUGAAGAUGACAAGCAGUUCCUCUCAGAACAAGGGUGCUUUCAGACAUGGGGAAUAUUGCAUUAAUUUCCUUGAUUAUAACACUAGCGCUUCAGCCCCUUUUUCUAAUGUUACUUUCACACUGCAGUACCCGUUGUGUGGCUUUUUGACCAAUAUACUGGCAUAUCAUGCUAAAUUUCAUUCACUACAAUGGGCAUGGUGUGACACAACAAGAAACAACAUUGGACAAUGUCACUACUCCCCUUUGCUGUCCACACAUGUCUGCUUCUGUUCCCCCCACCCCAUGAUCCACCCAUGAAAAUGGCAGGAAACAACUGAAUGCUAGUAUAGUUCCCCAAAUUUGUCAUCUUUCUUCCACAAUUUUCUGGGUUAAUGGGGCUAGAAAUCUUUUUUCCCCCUGAAAGCAGGAAACCUGGAAAUGAGCACUAAAUUAGAUUUUUGGAUGUGGCUUUUAUGUUGUAUGAAAGUUCAAAUAUAAUGCAGAAAUUAAAAGAAAAAUGUUGGGGAAAUGGAAUAAACUGUUGUGGGAAAGCAACCUAAUGAAGUGCAUGGGACAUUCAGCAGAAUGCUCUAAUCUUUGUUUCUGAAACUUUGAUCUGGUUUAAAACCCUGUGUCAAAUAAUUUCAUCCUAGCUUAUUAGGGUAUUACAGGGAUUUUGGAAACUUUUACUCAGCAAGUAUAAAAUUUUACUCUGAGUGUAAGAAGAUGGCAUGAAUGUCCCGAAUAGUACCCAUCUGUCCUAUGCCUCCUGUGCAAGAGAUGCAUUCGAAACAGUGGACCAAUAAAUGAGAAGGAGCUGCCUUGACAAGGCUGCAGAGCAGAUGCCAGAUCAGACCUCAGAUAGCCCAAGGGCACUGUUGAAUAGCAAAUCUAGUAGAAUGUAUUUCUUUCUUUCCCGGCGCUAGCAGAAAGCUGGAGCCCUUGACUUUAUUCCAAAUGGCAGCAAAAAUGCUGUCACUGGAACUUAACGUAUUUGCUCCUAGGUCUUGUUAAAAUGUAAUGUAACAAAAAAAACAUGUGGAGAGGCAAGAUGUCCUGUUCUACAUCCAUCCAUGCGCAUGGUCAGACUUAUGGUUCUGUUCAAGGCCAGGUACCGUACGGCUCUCUCUCCCUGUCACCCCUCCCCAUAAUUGUCAUAAAGGCUACCCACACAGUCCUAUAAAUCAGUCAUUCCCAGGCUGGUGACUCCCAGAAUUUGCUGGACAGCCGUGGUCAGUGUCUUAGACCCUUGCUUACCAGGCUCUGGGAAGGCUGGGGGAGCAUUCUAGGGCCUCCUGAGACUUUCCCAGCGCCUGGUAAGCAGCCUUCCACCUUGGGGGGUCGGGAGGUUUAGGGGGUUCCUGACUUCGCGCAAUUUUGCCUUUGGACCUCCAGAACCAAAUCCUCAUGUAAAUGGCGGGCCCACUGUAUAAAUUUAUUUCCUUAAAGCAAUGUAUAAUCUUAGCUACUUAAGAUUCCACCAGAGAUGAGAGAAGCACAAACAGGCACAACAUCAUCGACCCCAUGUGCCUUGAAACUUCAUGAAUCAUGUGCAUGUGUGUGCUUGCAAAUAGAGGGGCUGGUUAAGCACAAUGAUGUGCUUCGGUCAAACUUCAUCUUGGAGCUGUGAGUUGAAAGGGCACCUUUGCCAUUGUUCCCAACCUUCCAAGCCUUCCCCAUAGGUUCAGCAGUGUUUACCUGUGCCUUGGUUGGGGUGGUGGAUGUGUAGGUCCUGCUUUUGGGUCUUGAUGGGCAUCUGGUUUGUUAUACAAUAGUAGUAGUAAUAAUAAUAAUAAUAAUAAUAAUAAUAAUAAUAUGUAGUAAUACCCCGCCCAUCUGACUGGGUUGCCUCAGACAUUUUGGGCAGCUUCCAACAGAAUAUAAAAAACACAGAACUUCAAACAGAUGUCUCUUAAAGUCAUAUAAUUGUUUAUCACCUUGACAUCUGAUGGGAGGGUUUUCCACAGGGCAGGUGCCACUACUGAGAAGGCCCUGUGCCUGGUUCCCUAUAACUUCACUUCUCACAGUGAGGGAACCACGAGAAGGCCCUUGAAGUUGGACCUCAGUGGACAGUCCUCUGGGGACAGGAUGACUGGACUAGAUGGGCCUUUGGCCUGAUCCGGCAGGGCACAUGUUUUUACAUACACAGUGGUAGCCACACUUCUCGUCGCUGUGGGAAAUGGCGGGAAAUUACUCCAGGCUUAGGAAGCCUGUGUUCGUGAGGCCUAAUAUUCUCUGAUUAUCUGGGAAAGUGCUUAUGUAGCUUUGUAUCCAGGCAGAAUCUGCAAGCCCUAAUGAGGGGCCCCUGCUGUGGCAGUUGCCUUCUGCUGCCUUCGUCUUUGCCAUGGCUGGGAAGAGGGCAUGAGAGGCGCCUGAUGACAGCAGUUCAUUUUCCAGGUUUCCUGUGGCUGCGGCAGCUGCCGCCCCUUGCCCCCAACUAAAAGGGCAUAAAUCUAAAAGCAUGCUGUUAUUCCCCUGACGGCCAUGUUUAGCAGACACGGCUUAUAUUUUUAUAAUACUAGGAGUCCCCUUUGGAGGGAGGAGCUGGGGCUUUAAGUUAUCAGGCUGUCAAAAUGUUUUGAUACAGCCAGAUGAUUUAAUGGCUGUAUACAAAGGCAAUUAGCUUCAUGUCACAAGUUGGCAUCAAUAGGAAAUCUGGAUUUCUUUUCAGUAAUUGCCACGGGAGGAGCUGUAUUAUUAUUAUUUUUCGCCCUUGGCGCCUCUGUCUCUAUUUAAAGGCUGAAUAAAUUAUUGCUGCUUUUCAGGGAUAUUUUCCCCUUUGGUUUUGAAGCCCCUGGAGAGAAACUUUUUAAAAGAGCUGUCUUGUUCUGCAGCACGCAACAUUUAAAUAAAUCUAGCUAGAUUUCUGUUCCUUCCAGCCUUGAGAGUCUUUUGUUUGUGAGGUCAUAGACUCUGGUUAAACCAAUGUGCUCACUGGGUGACUUCGGGCCUAAGGAUAUUUCUUGACUAACCUUCUAAUAGGGUGGUUCUGAGGAUAAAAUGUGGGGAAGAUGACCCUGCAUUAUAUGCCACCCUUUGAUGCUUGGAAUAAAUCAAUCGGUGGGAAGAUAGAAAUCAAUAAACACAGCUAUUUUACAGCAUAGAUUUCCUUUUAAAAGAAUGAUAACUGGAAGUCUAGCAUGUCUUUGUAAUAUAUUGAUUCACAGCUGUAUAGGCUGAUCGAAUAUUAUAAGGCCAGGAAUGAGGAACCUCAAGCCAGGGGCCCAGACGUGGCCCUUAGGAUCCCCUCUUUCUGGCCCCCAGGCACACACCCUCCUGAGUGUUUUUGCCUCACUGGGAUAUGUCUUUGAACUCUGGCAACGCCUCUUGCUUGCCUGGAUGGGAGGAUAGAGGGAGUGUGUGGAGAAAUGAGCCUAUUGUACAAAGAUAAAACUCACAUUGCCCACUUUUCCCCUCUGUCCCCCCUUGGUGGCAUGCAACACCUGGAAGAUUGCAAAGAAGGGAAUGUAGCCCUUGGGUUUAAAAGGAUUCCCCAUCUCAGUUGUAUGCAAUUGUAGAAGCCACCCAAGUGAGCAGUGGGGAAUUUCAAGCAGGCCUGUGCAGAGAGGGGCAGGCAGCCAGGUAAACCUGCCCUGGGUCUUGGAGGGCAAUGUUGGUUGGGGUCCCCCGCCGGGGGCCUCCAAGACGUACACUGUCGUGCCAAGAACAAGACUCCCACCCCAGGUCUCGGACGAGAUAUGCAUAGGCCUGGUUCCAACACAGCCCCGUUCUUCUUUCCGUCCCUGGUCUGGAUUGGCUUUCUUACAGCCAGACCUGAAACUACUUAGCCUUCAUUGCCCUCUUUGCAUAUACAUGCUCAGGGACAGAACUGGCUUCACUCUCCACCCUGGCAAGAGUGCUUGGGUGGUUCUCUUUCCAAGUUUCUGGAAGAGUUACCUGACCCUUCUUGCCAAUUGCUCCCUGUUAACAUAAACAUCAGAAGCCCAAUGCAGCAGAAACAGUUAAAAUACAAAGCUGCAGCACAUGCCUGCUUCUUAAAAGUUGGCUGGUCUAAACGAAGAGCUAUUGUGGCCUUUUCUGAAAAACUGUCUGUCUUUUGGGUUUCUUCCUUUACUUUACCUUUUUACCUAAAGGAGGCUCUUGGUGCACUGAUGCAAGGGAAUGAAUUUGGUGGUGGUGCCAGUGACUUUGAUCUCAGAUAUGUAGGAUUCAAGUCCUUUAGUGCUUUAUAAGUUAUAACUGGCUGUGAACUGUGCCUAAAACAAUGUAGAAAGCCAGUACAAAUCCUGGAUCAUUCUAGCUAGUUUACCCUCAGCAGAAGGCAUCCUUCCAUAUCAUGGUUGUGUACACUUGUGAAGAGAUCCAUGACUUGGAGCAUGGAAGACAGAUUGAGAGUCUGUGGGUAAAAAUUGUAAGAGAGAAACAACAUUGGCCUUACUGUGUGUGUCUGUUACAGAUAGCCAGGCCAGACUGAAGACUUGAAUGAUGCCUUCCUACAGCAGAUUACCAAACAUUCAAAAAGGAGAGAGAGUAUAGUCAUGGUAGACUUAACUACCCUGAUAUCUGUUGGCACUCAAGUAAGGUCCAACAGAUUCCUCAGUUGCCUUGCUGACAAUUUCAUCUCUGAACAUUGCUGAUUUGGUAGCCCUACAUUGUACAUCACAAAAGCCUUUCCUAGAUCUUGCGAAAGUAUGAAUUAUGACUUUUCAGGUGGGACUGAGUGUUCUGGGCUUUCAUGUCAGAUGGAAUCAGUGGGAAAACUCAAAUAUAUCAGUGGAUCUAGGAGUGUUGCAAAGGUGAACAAGAAUAAAAUAUUAAGAGGGGUUAGAUCACCCAACUGUGAUUGAUUUCGCCAUUCCUAAUGUCAUCUGCCACCCUCUCCUCACCAAAGGGAUCGUGCAUCAACUCGUCCAGACUGAGGAAGAAAGAGAGAGCACCUUUUGAGUAGAUUUGUUACAGUACCCUGAAACAGGUUUUUCAACCUGGUGCCCUCCAGAUGUUGGAUUACAAUUUCCAUCAGCGCUGAUCAUAGUCCCUGUUGGCUGGGGUUGUUGGGAGUUGGGGUCCAAAACAUGGGGAGGGAACCACUUUGGUGAAAGCUUCUCUAAAAGUAGGGCCAAAUCUUUAUUAAAAAGCUACAGACUGCAGUUAGAAGGAUAUGUUUCUCCAAGCUGUGUGAAACUGCAGUUACAUAGUCCUUCAAAAAUAACAAGCAUAUUAGGAUCUUAUACCUAAAAACUAGACUUGGCCUCUCUUGAUUCUCCUUUCUUAAUGAGGCUUGAAAACUGGCCAAAGGAGUCUUAGCUGUUUGGAAUUUUUUUGACCUGACAGAAACCCUUAAUUAACAGCACACACAGUCAAAAAGGGAUUCCUUAACAAGAAAUUCAGACCAAUGCUAAUGAAUCCAGAGACACUUGAAUCACUUGCAAGGGGGAGAGAUCGUUGUUGGUUUGCCAGAAAAUGAACUUCUGUCAUUUAUUUGAAGACCAUUGGUCCCCAAAGGUUUCAGAAGCAAUGAAGUUCUGCUUUAACAGCAGUUCCAAAAUUCUUCAGUGUGCUUAACUGUGCCAAGCGCUCGUCUAGUAAAUGCAGUAGCUCACAACUUCUUCAUUGUGGAACUGUUAGGACAAUGCAUUGCAUUAUGCAGAUAUCUGGUCACUGUCUCUUCGAGCUCUUGCCGUCGGGUCGGAGAUACAGGACGAUGAAGACAAGAACGAGCCGUCUUAAGAACAGCUUCUUCUCCAGAGCGAUCUCGGCCCUGAAUGGGAAGCCUGGACUUUGAAAGUCAUCUAAUCUCCCUUGCUGUAUUAUACUGCAUUGAUUAAUUAGUGUUUUUAUGGAGCAGUCAAGUAAUUUCGUUGUCCCCGAAGGGGGCUAUGACAAUAAAUAUAUUAUUAUUAUUAUUAUUAUUAUUAUUAUUAUUAUUAUUAUAUCUGAAGAACUCUUCUUUGCUGAUUUUGUACGUGUGUGCAAAUUUCACACAGCAUUUCAGUUAAUUCAUGUUUUGUUCCUUACCUUGUCUUCCUGUAAGGUGAAUCAUUAUGACUAAACUUUAUGGGUAAAAGGCGUUUGUGCCCUUCCAUCUCUAGAAGAUAUUUAGGUCUAGCAGAUGCCUCUACUAUUAUUAAUGGGGGGAGGUGGAAUACUUCGGAAAGUUAAGCCUUAGAAGAAGCUAGAGAUGGCACAAAGCUUCUUUCAUCUUGUUACUCCAUUUGCUUUUUGAAUCUCCACUUGCUUUUGUUUAGCUUAUUUUGUUGUAACCUGUGGUAGUGGAGCUGAUUUUUAUGGCUGCUCUUAGAGCUACCAUUUUAUUUCCAAGAGUGUCCUGGAACAACUUAACAUCCCAGGAAAGUAAAAAGGCAAUGUCUGGGAGUGGCCACUGAUUAUUUCACUCUUGCACUACCACUAGAGAUCAAGGCACCUUCCCCAAAGGAUGGCAAACAGUAGCAUUUGUUUUAUAAUCACUGGAAGUAGAACCAAAUGGGCCCAAUUCAGUUCAAAUUUUGUUCUGCACCAAAUCAAAUGCAUAUUAUAUACCUAGAAGGAGGAUAGUAAAGAGGCUGGGUUAUUUACUGCAAGCAGCGGAGCUGUUUCUGUAGUGUUGAAAGGCAGAAAACGUCGAGCGAGAAUCCUUUCCAUUUUAAUGCAGUGUUUUAAUUGAAUGGAGAAGAGUGUCUGGGAGUGUUAGAAUGGUUUCAUCUUAAGAACAAUAGCACAACUGGUUUUGACCUGGUUUCAUAUGCUCAAGGGUUAAACUGAGCUACAAGACAGCUGCAGCUCCAGACAAUAUCAGGGUCUCUUGAGUUCACUUUGCUGAUUGUCAGGACAGAUGAGCCUACACACAAUAGCAGAUUUUCCUCCUUUCAUCCAUUACACUUGCAUCUUUCCCCUUCCAAGGACCUCAGGGUAGCUUAUAUAUGAUAUUCAGGCUGCGCUUGGGACCAGAGCCGCUUACAGCACAAUGCAUCAUUCUGGUCUUUUGCCAUUUUCAUUGACCUCCAGUUUGUUUCCAGGCUGAAUUCAAAAUGCUGCUAUUAACCUUUUAAAGUCCUAAAUGGCCUUGGCGUAGGAAAGUUACAACGGCUGCAUCCUCCAGUGUGAGCAUGCCUGAGCCUAAAUUUCAUGUCCUCGCUUCCCUCUUAACAUAAGGCAGAUGGCUAAAUGUGACAGGGCCUUCAUGGUGGUUGCCCACAGGCUCUAGAGUCUGAAUUUGUUAGGAAUUUUGCCCACUGUUGGAGGGUCAAGUCCCUCUUUCAGACAGCCUCAGUGUCAUGGAAAUACUAAUUGCCCAGUGUGUUGAUGGUGUCAUUAUACAGCUUAGUCACUAGGUGGAACUGGACUUGUGGGUACCUGGGGUCAGGUGUUUCCUGUUGCUGUUCUCUUGUCUGAGAGACAGUAAAGUUCUUGUCUGGCUUCCUGACUGGUGCAUUCUUCCCGCCUUCCAUAAUGUUCACUUGUGAGUGCUGUUUUCAAUUUCCCUUUACAUUAUGCUAUAAUUCUUGUUUUGACUGUUUCUGAUUUUGAUAGUUGCCAUGGGAAGUAAUAUAGGAAGAUGCAGUACAAAUACGCCCCCCCCAACCCCCAAAUAAUUUCAGUAGCAAAACUAAUGUAUGCCUUCAGACAUUCAAAGUUUGCGUAAACCGGACCACCCUCGGAUACCCUUUUAAAUGUACAUUAAUGGUUAUUUCUGCUCAUUACGGUACUGGGAUGGCUAUACACGAUCCAGUUUCAUGGUGGACAAUACUGCUCCAUUUCCAGUCAGUGCAUGUCCCAUAACGUGCUGCAGAAAACUUUUUUGUUCCAUGAGCUGUGAUUCCAAGUGACUUGUAUUUCAAUACAUAUUGUCUCUGGCAGUAGAGGUAGAGCAUAGCUGUUGAAGCUAGCAGCCAUUGAUUGCCUUUUUCUACAUGAAUUUGUCUAAUUCUCUUUCAGAGCCAUUCAGAUUGUUGACUUAACACUAACUCUUGUUGGAGCGGAUUCUAUAAACCUUGCCUUUUUAAAAAAGCCUUCCAGCUAGCGAUCAUCACACCUUUUGUGGCAAAUUCUGCAAAUGCUCCCUGGUUGCCAAUAGCAUGCCACAGGGCCAUCUUGGUAGUGGUUCCCUCAAUGAGAUGCCCUCUCUGGUGAGAUGUGGCUGUCUGCUUUGUUAUUAACAUAUGGGAAGAAUUUAAAAACAUUUCUGUUUUCCCAAGUGCUUUAUGGUUCUGGCAACCAUGAAAUUAAUUAGCUGUGAGGACAUAAUAACUUUGUAAUUUUCUUAAUGCUUUCAUAUGUUUUUAAUUAUUUUAUUUUUAAUUGUAUUGUUUUGCUGCUUUGGUGUUUGCCACAUGGCCUCCUUUGAAAGUUAAUAAAUGAAUAAUUUCAUUGAACUGGAGAUGCAAAAUGUCAUGUUUUUGCUUAAUUAUUAUUAUUAUUAUUAUUUACUUCUAAUGCAUGCUUUUGUUUGGGAAAGAGUGAAAGAAUAUAAUACCACUAGAGAUAUGCACCUGUAUUCUUUUUCCUUGUUUGUACUAAUAUGUCAGAAUGCAAUUGAACUUCUGCUUUGUCCAAAGUUCAAAAGCUUUCUGGAGCUACCAGGGAAUAUUAAAAAUAUGAAGAACUUGGCAGGCACAUGCUGUAAGCACCACAAAGCAAUAAGAGCAAGAUGUUUAAAGAUCUGAGUGAAACUGUAUUGCAACUUCCCAUUGUGGCAGUGGUCUAAUAGUCCUGGAAAAAUUAAUGCUUAACAUAUCAACCUGGGAGAGAAAGCAAAAAAGGUCAUGAGUCAUAGUAUUGCAUAUGAAAGCUAUACACUGAGCAAAAUCUUUAUAACAGGAGUCUUGCUGGGUCAGACCAAAGACCUAUGUAGUAGAGCACUCUGUUCUCAACCAGAGGCCUGUAGGAAACUGAAAAGCAGCCACAUGGACCGAUCUAAUGUUUUAACUCCGUUAGAAUCUCAGCAGUAGCCAAUACCAGCUUAAUAUGUGUUUGCAUUUUCUUCUAACAGACUUGAAUGGCCAUCUGUAUUGAUGACGAUGAUGCAGUGUGACCGUUUUUCUUGCUCUGCUUUCUAGUGAUACAGGAAUCUGGAAUGCCCUGGGUGGAAACUAAACGCCUGGAAGUAGAGUCUUGCUUGAGCCCAUAAUAAGAGGUUACUUCACUGCAAUCAGAGUCAGUUUUAUUGCAGUUGUAUUUUAGCAACCAGCCAUUGUACAAUUUCAGUUAACUAGGUUCUCUGGUCAUUCAGGUUCAUAUUGGACACUAAUUUAGAAAAUAAAUGAUACAGAAUUAUGAGGAGGAGUAAAAAAACCAAACCAAAUACAUUGGGUUGGUUUAAUUUAUGCUUGAUACAGUUAAAUAUAGUGCAGAAGGAAAAAUCUAAGCUGGAAAUUUCACAGGUACAUCCGUUAGGACACUUUUCUAAAGCUGCUGCAGUAAUUUUUGCUGAUCUAAAUGUGAUAUGCAUGCAAAUGCAGGACAGUGGACGCUCGGGUUGCGAACGUGAUCCGUGCUGGAGGAACGUUCGCAACCUGCAGUGCCGCAUCUGAGCACAUGCGGGUCACAAUUUGGCGCUUCUGCGCAUGUGCAAAACACCGAAACCCGGAAGUAACCCAUUCUGGUACUUCCGGGUUUUGGCGCGUCCGUAACCUGAAAACGCGUAACCCGAAGUGUCUGUAACCUGAGGUAUGACUGUACUUUCCUGAGCCUGGUUCCCCCUCCCCCUGAAUUUUCACAAUAGUGCUUACAUACAUUUAGCUUGAAGUUCCAUAUACAUAUUGUACUUCAAUAAAAAAAGUAACAUCUUCCACCAUUUGCCAGUUACAGACACCCCCUAACACUUGGAAUGAUGUUUCUUAUAGGUCCAGCAUAUGAGAUGGUGGUUGGGCUUCUAAGACAGUGGUCCAGUUUCCAAAUGACUUUAAACCACAGCUAUGCUUAAGUAUGGCUUAAAGGUGAAUGUGUUGCAUGCUGGUACAUAGGGAGAAAAUGGUGGGCAUUUUGCUCUUCCCUUGCUGCUGUGCUAUCAGGAGCUAAGCCAUGGUUUGGCUUAAUGUUGUGCCCUGUAGCUGGACAGAUGGUUGCCUCUCCUCAAACAAACCAUGGGCUGUAAGCAAGUUUUGUUAUUGGCAAAUCACGAACUUUUUGGAUGUAAACCUACCAAUGGCUGUGCUUUUUGGAUGUAAACCUACCAAUGUAGAGUGCGGUGGGCAUGGGGGAGGAAUGAAGUGGCCACAAUUUUCUCCCUGUGCAUCAGCACACUGCAUAUUCAGCUUUAAAACAAAGCUAACUGGUUUAAAGUGGCAUGUGAGCAAAGCCUUCCUCAGUGAAAUGAAUCAAGAAAUAGUGUCAACCCUGGAAGGAAGGAUAGUCCAGCAACAGAAAAGAAGUCAGUAACAGUCCCCAGAAUACUACAAAACUAAGCGCAGUAGCCUCUACUUCAGCACACAAUUUAAGAAAUGGAGGAACCUUCCCAAAUUACCACUUGGCAAGCUGAUGGAAUGCAUCCAGUGAUUUAAAGGCAGAGCACAAUUCAGCCUUGGCUUUUCCCUAGGUAUGUGAAUUGUCCAUCAAGCCACUUCUUUCUGUUACGUAGAACAGGGUAGCUAAUCUGUUGCUGAACUCUACAACUCUUGCCAUCCCUGACCUGUGGCUAUGUUGGCUGGGAAAUCUCUGGAUUAGCCGCCCCUGAUGUAGAAAGAUCAGUUGUGAGCAAAUGCCAUUUGCAUUGGCAAUCAGCCAGGUUUUGAAGACACACCUAUUUUACACAGGCAUUCCUCUGCUCUCUUGACUGGAGUCUCUCACUUUUAAUUUAUGAUGUAAUUGCUGUGUUUUAAUGGGAUUGUUUUAUUGCACAUUUUAAUAACUGUCAUUUUAUACUUUUAUGUUUUAAUAGGUCUGUUUUAUUGUGUGUUUUAAUUACGGUGCAUGUGUGUUUUAACUAAGCUGUGCAGCAACUGGUUUUUAUGUUUUGUAUGAACUGCCUAGAAGCCACUGGGCAUUGAACAAUAAAUAAAUAAGGCACGCAUGCUUCUAUGGUCAGUUCAUCAACUGCUGGGCUUCAGAAGGAGCAGCUCUGAAGGGCACUGUGUCUAUGACCUAUAUAUAGCUAUAAUACUUAGUUUAUAAAAGUGGAUUUGAAAGGUUAGGCAAGGUAGACCAUAGUGUAGCAACCAAAUGAGUCACCUAUAGUUUUCUCAAAAGAGCAGAAGAUUAGGAAGGACCCCAGUUCCCAAAUACCAGAAGCAUGGUGGUAGCAGCAUGCUAUAUAUGCGUGAACUUUAUGCUGCUGACAGCACAUAGGAACAAGAGCCCCAGGGUGAAUGAAGAACUUUAUGAGCACGAGGGCCUGGGCCUUCUCUUCUGCCAAUUCCUAUAGGAUUAAAAGAGAUGUAAGAAGAGGAGAUUGGAGUCUGGUGGCGGAGGAGGUGACCUGUGGACGGUGAAUGAGCCAGGGAUGGAGGGCAAACCAGGAAGAACAGGAGGCAUUGCAGGUGGGUAGGAGAGGCCAAGGGGGUUUGGUACUUUCCUCCCUCCCCCAAUCCCUUGCAGCCCACUGCUUGCAAGACCCUUUGUCCUCCAAUUCAGAAACUAGAUUAUUUGUAAGGUUGAGAACAUCUGUAGAAGCUGAAGGCAGUUUGACCUGAUAAGAGGAACAUUUGAAGCUAAGUACUGUCAAAUAUUAAACAGCUUUAGUAAUGAAUAUGUUUUUGCCUCUUACACUGGAAUGCGGCCUCUGGGAUGAAAAAAAGUCCCCUACCCCUGCUUUAGAAUCUCUGUUUGUGUUUUGCAGCCAGAGCUGCCUACAGAAGGUCAGAAUGAAAACAAGUGUCACCAAGGCUGCAUGCAGCAUAGAACUCGUUGCUCAUCUGACAGUGGAAGUUUCGUUACAUAGCUCUGUCGGGUAAACUGGAGCCACUAAAUAAACAUUCUGUAGAGUAGUAUAUGUCUUGAAUUUAUGCAUGCUUCUUGUAUUCAGAUCCCAGUGCUUUUCUGUUAAGAGUUUCCCAUAAUUUUUAUUGGUGAGGAAAUUCAAUACAUAGUUUGCUGUGUUAGGCAGGCAUGUUCCCACUUGUUUGGCUUCCGUCCGUUUUUUAAAAAGACAGCUGUGAAACAACAGCUGCUUGUGCAUAUGAUGACCGUGUUGAAUCCUGGUAAUUGGAGGGGCAUCGCUCAAGGGCAGUGUCUUUGCUUUACGUUUUUCCUCCUUCUGUUGCAAGUUUUAUCUUUCUAGGUGGGCUAUCUAUGCCUUGACUAUACUGUUUGUUUUUUAUCACCUGAGCCAGAGGGGCCCCUGUCUCCAUGAACAUGGUGGGCUCUGAGGCAUAGGGAGCAGCGGGAGUGGCACUCUAGGAGGCUGAGGCAGGUAAGGGCCCACGACCCAGCUACCUAGCUGCCAGGUGGGGCUCACUAGCUCUGAGGAAGGUCUGUGAUUCCUCAGUUGGAGUAGGCUUGGAGCAAGUGAGGGUCACAUGCCUCAUCAAGUCCAAAUGCUACAGUCAGCAUGCAAAGUAUAAAAGGGAAGCAGAGCUGAGGUGCUGGGUCUGCUCAACUUCCCACAUUGGUUGGACGAUAGUUUGGAUGAUCCAGAGAACUCUUCGGGACUUUGUGUGUGACUGAUCUCCAGGUGCCUUGACCUCUGGAUUGGCAGCAGAGGUGGGAACCUGGCCUGGCUGGACUUUGGACCUGUUAGCCUGCCAGGCUGUGCACUAGCAUCUGCCGUGGGAUCGUGCACUCCAGCAGGGUUUUUGCCAUCAGGUACCCCUUGGCGCUGUGGAUUAAACCACAGAGCCUAGGACUUGCCGAUCAGAAGGUCGGUGGUUCGAAUCCCUGCGACGGGGUGAGCUCCCGUUGCUCGGUCCCUGCUCCUGCCAACCUAGCAGUUCGAAAACACGUCAAAAGUGCAAGUAGAUAAAUAGGUACCACUCCGGCGGGAAGGUAAACAGCGUUUCCGUGUGCUGUUCUGGUUCGCCAGAAAUGGCUUAGUCACAUUGGCCACAUGACCCGGAAGCUGUACACUGGCUCCCUUGGCCAAUAAAGCAAGAUGAGCACCGCAACCCCAGAGUCGGUCAUGACUGGACCUAAUGGUCAGGGGUCCCUUUACCUUUACCCCUUGGUUCAGGACAAUUGGGUAGAGAAGUAUGGUCCUACUUCACACCACAAGUGUUCUACACAUGGGUAACUUGUGAAUAGGCCUCUUGUUGUGAGACUAGAGCUGUUAAAAAGUAUGCCUCAGUUUUCAUCAAUCAUAUGUUGCAUGAUAUGAUAUUGGGCCACAAUGGAUUUUUUCUUCCUCUGCUACCAGAAGCACUAUUUCUCUGAGUUCCAGUUGCUGGGAAUCACAAGUGGGAGGAGUGCUGUUGCAGCCGGGUUCUGUUUCUGGGCUUCCCAUGGUUUGACACUGUUAAAACAGGAUGCUGGACCAGGUGGGCUACUGACCAACUCUGGUGGAGCUCAUCUUACGUUAUCCAUGUAGUCCAGUCAGUUUUACAAUGAUCUUAGCAUUACGUGCUGAGGGUGGGGUGUGUGUGUGUGUGUGUGUGUGUGUGUAUGUGUAUGUGUGAGAAUAUUUUCUCUCUUUCACAAAGUUUUCAUGCAUUUUUUUUAUACCCCCCAAAUCCAGGAUGAAACAGACCUAUGAACUGAGCACACGCAAAGCUGAAAUGGAGUAGAAAUAGGCUGAUUUGACCAUCUCCGUGUGGUGUACAAUUUGCCACUCGAGGCCCAAAUCAAAAUAAUAUGCUGCAGUGAAAACAGAGUGUGGACCUUUAAUUGCAGCCAGUGAAAAAUGUAUGACUUGACCUAAUUCAUUUACAUACUAAUUGUGCCAGACAUUUCUUUUUCUUUUUUUAAAAAGCUGGUUUCCUAGGAAACCGGUGCCUUUAUGCCAGUGCAGUAAUUGUAUGGAGGCUGCUGUGUGCCUGACGCAUUGUUCAUUUGUGGACAAAAGGCAGUGAAAGGGGGGGAGGAAGGGGUGGACUCGUAACAAAAUGGGCUGACAUUUUUAUUUUGCUAGCCCAUUAGAUGUCCUGUUUUCCCAUGUGCUGCUAAUAAAGAUGUGUUUGUAAAGUAAACGGAACUAAAAGUAGAAGCCGUUUUGUUAAAUAGACCUGAUCGGGGCUACAUUUUGGGGCACUACUUGACAAACACUGAAUGAAUCUUAAGUCAAACUGGACUGCUCCUGCCUGAAGGGAAAGCACAAAAAAAGUUAAAGUAGUGCUAAGAUUUUUAAUAGCUUGAAAUCUCGAACUGAAACAGGUUCGCGUUUCUUUCAGCUUGUCAUGCCUUUCUUUUCUUUUUUUGGCGGGUGUAUGUAUAUGUUUUAAUUUUUGGCCAUGACUGUCUUAUAAAUUGUGGCAUUUAUGAGAGUCAGUUUUAUGCUGUGAGACCAAAAGGUGAGAGAAUAUGGCAAGUAGAGUUUGGAACUGGCCUCGGAAGCAAACAGCUUUUUAGUCUCUCUUGCUUACGUGUCAUAGUUACCGUUUCAGGCUUUCAGGUGUCUAGAAAAUGCAUUUAAACUAUGCAACCCUCAUGGAUUUCCACAUACAUGCAAUAUAGCCAUGUACUAUAGAUUAAUAGGAGGGAAGCAAAUGUUACAUCUGAAGACAUUCAUUUCUACCUUUCUCUGUUCCCCAUCCCUGCAGAAGUUAAGAGACUCCCUGGAGCAGAAUUUUUUGGGGGUAGAUUCAUGUGGAAGUCCUGUUUGCACAACUAGAAAUCCUUUCAUUUCUUGCAUAGAAAGCACUGGGUUGUAGCCCAAAUGUGUGUGUGUGUGUGUGUGUGUGUGUGUGUGUGUGUUUUUGUUUGUUUGUUUUUCCCCAGUCGGGUACUUUAAAAUGCUCUUGAGGUGUAAUGUGGGAAAAGAUACACAAUGGUCUUUUUUUUUUAAAAGGAUUUUUCUCCUUUGUACACUUAAACUAUUUCCCCACCUCCAAAACUGUAUGCAGUUUAGUGAAAAUGCUCUGUGCUUUUUUCUGAUUGUACUCACUGAUAGAGUAUGAUCAUCUCUCCCCCCCCCUCCACUCGCUGUCCAUGUCAGCCAUUUUGUGUUGGUACCCGUGGCAUUUAUUUUUUUAAAGAUGUGAGUACUGGCACUUUACUUGUUUUUUUUAACCAAAAAAGUGUGCAUUAUACAAGGGCUGACCCAAUACAUUUUGGCACCUGAGAGAAACCACAAAAUGGUGCCUCUCCCUGACCUCUAGCCAGGGAAAAAUUAGAUUAGCAUGGAUUAGCCUUAACGUUGGUCUUGUUUGUACAUCAUCAUAAACUAAAGUGACUGGUUUACUUUCAGUGCAUUAGCCUUCCCUGUCCUGAUCCUUCCUAUUGUGUUCAGGAGGAACAAGCAAUGAUCCCCGACUAAAUGUUAUGUAUACACCAAGGAAUUACAAACCAUGAUAUGAAGCCAUGGUUUGUUCUUGGCUUCCUGACCAUGGUUUGCUUGGAAUGAAACUAAUAAUGGCCUAAGUUUGGCGAUACCACUAAGUCAGGGGCUGUGUCUCCGAUGCACUGGGAGGUGGGUGAUCAAAUGGGCAUGUUCACAGUAAAUCCCUUCGCUAUGGUUUACUGUGAAAUGUGAACACCCUUUUUCUUUUCUUUCUAACUCCUCUUUCCAAAGCUUUGUGUCCAGAAACAACUAGUCAUUGUCUCAUUUCCUGGUAAUUUUCAUGAACAUCACAUUUUCAGUAGUUUGUGCAUCUCUUCUAAAUUUUAAGGAACUCCCUGCCCCCAGCAGGAUGUUUCUUUGGUGAGAUGUUCUCAAGUGAACGGUAAUGUUUUUGGAAAUGUUUUCACAGGCAGUGUUUUUGGAAAUGUUGAGUUUGUGUGUCUACUGACAAUGCAUUCCAUAAGAAUGAUGGAACUGUUUGAAAGGGCAGGAAACAUUACCGAGUUUUGUUUUGUUUUAAAUUUAUUUAUUGAUACUUACUCAAAGAUACACAAAAAUACAUACCCAUUACGAAGUAUCUUUUUAUAAUAUACUGAGAUAAAACAGCUACUUAGUCUGUAAGAGAACAAAGUCAGGAGGAAGAAAAGACAAGGAAAGGAGAAACCUAAAGAAAGGGAAAGCGAGAAAAAAGGAAAAGAAAGGAAAAUUAGAGAAGGAGGAGGACUUCCGGUUCUCUGUCCUGCAGCUACAUAUGAUAUUCAUUCCUUAAAACUGAAACGUUGCCAAGUUUUUUUGCCUCACCCCUUUGCUUUCCUGCUGAACAUGGAACCUUAGUCCAUAUGGAUGAAACCAAUUUUGACUUGGCUCUGUGCAGCUUAAAAAACUUCAGGCGAUGUAAAAUGUUGGACGGGAUGGUCAGAGCAUGUUGCUCUCCUGCUGUUCGAUCCACACUGGUUGCUUUUUUGGUCUCUUAAUUUCAACUUAGGGUGCUGGUAGUUGCCAUCUUAAAGCCCUUGAGAGGCUUGGGAGCAAUGAACCUAGUUGCCUUAAGGCCUAUAUUUUCCUUUGUUCUCUUCAACAUGUUUAGCCACUGUUGUGUGUUCCUUCACACUCUGCGACAUGCCAAGUGGGUCCAAGGAGCAAGAGCUCUUUAGGGGCACAUACCUUCAUGCUUCCUAGGUAGGCCUGCAAGACCCCGAUGCUGAAUGUUUUUUAGAUGUCUGGUGAAAAACACAGCUUCUCAGAAAAGUCAUUGUCAUUGGCUAACAAUGAAUACUUGCUGUUGCUGUGCAGCUGUGGCCCUUCUACUGAUCUGUUUGCUGGUUUUGUGACUUUAUUUUUGAUGGUUUUAUCAACUGAAGAAAUCUGUGUUGUGUUUUAUUCGUUUAUUGUUGUAGCUGCUUUCCUUCUCUGGAAUGAUAAAGCAGGAUAGAGCUUAGAAAUACGUUUAAUCUCCCAAAAAAGGCAAAAAAAUUGGGAUAAGUACAAGAAAAUGAACAGUGGCAGUUAGAAAGUGUGCUACAACUGGAUUUGUGCAUAUGAAAAAAUCUCCUCAUGAGAGAUAAGAGGGAAGAAAAAGCCCUUUGUUGUUCACAUUACAGACAGUACUUGCAAACUUUUGGAAAGCGCAGUGUUGAGAACAAUGAGUACUUUUGGGAGGGCAAAGAAAAGCAAAAUGUUCGGGUCCAUCUGUAGCCAGUUAAUAUCAUGUCACUCCCUUUUGUACAGUGGGUGUUUAGUUUAUGAAUGAGUGAGUUGUAUCUGAAAUGCCGGGCAAGGUCAUUGCUCAUCUUCCUCGCUGUGUCCUCACCAACCACCUACCCAGAAGGAAGGGAAGAAGCUUCUCAUAUUUUUCCCUUGAAAGAAAAACAUUGCAAUAUAUAGUUAGCACCCACAGUGUUCUGCGUGAACUGUAACAUGGCAAUUUACUCUAGAUUAACUUUAAUCAGCGUGAGCAGUGUGUCGAAUGCAGAACUCUGUGGCAUACCAACAGUAACUGUUAUUACCGUACACAGCGCUUGGCAUUUUUUGUUCUGCAGAACUUGAACCAUUGUUUUCAGAAGAGAAGGGGGGCAGAAAAUAAACAGAGGUGGUGGACCAUCCCAAGUUUUACUUGGCACCAGAGUCAUGAAAAGAACACAAUCUGCCUCGGAUCCUCAUGUUAACUCUUCUUUCUUAUAUUUUAACACUAUAAUGCAUGUGGUCAGAACGCUACUCCUAAAACUGUGGCGUCUAUAAAUUAGAUAAACCACUAACUAGCCCGCAUACCAGUCGCAUACAGGUAUCCAUGUAGAAAUUUGAAAGUUUUCGUGUGUACUUUUUUCCAUAAUAAAAUAUAUGGUUCCCCACAUUUAUUGAGGCUAAUUUUUGCCUAUAUGGAACAGCUGCUGCCAGCUGUUGUCUAGUAUUUCUGCGUAGUAUUCAGUGUAUUAACCUAGAACAGUGGUUUUCAAACUCUCUGCUAGGGAACCCAGAAAAGCCUACCAAGUUUUAUUCAGUGAGAAGAUUAGUGUAACUCUGCUAAGAAGACUUGCUGAUUGCUACUACUUUAUUUCAUUUUUUACUUUGCGAAACUUAUUUGAUCGUAGUAAGACCUCUAAGGGAUGUACAGUAAAUGUGAAAAUUAUCAAUAGUAUUCCCUUUCCUGCAUCAUGUACCUACCAAUAUCCUAAGAUCAACACCUGGGGCUUUCUGCAGAGUGAGGCUCAGCCCAAGGGAAAGGGUAAUUUCAGUUGUGGGCUCCCACUUGCUCAACACUACUGUCUUUUGGCAUCAACUCCCUUACUUCAUGGUGGUAUAUGAGGACUGAUGAUUGUUGUUGUUUAGUUGUUUAGUCGUGUCCGACUCUUCGUGACCCCAUGGACCAGAGCACGCCAGGCACUCCUGUCUUCCACUGCCUCCCGCAGUUUGGUCAAACUCAUGUUCGUAGCUUCGAGAACACUGUCCAACCAUCUCAUCCUCUGUCAUCCCCUUCUCCUUGUGCCCUCAAUCUUUCCCAACAUAAGGGUCUUUUCCGGGGAGUGUUAGUUGACGGUUUUUGAUUGGAAUUUUGAUAAUUGGCUAUUGCUUCCUCCAUGUUCAGAGGCCUGUCUAUUCUAAAGAAGAUAACCGUCAUAUCCAGUGCUCUGCCCACUUUGCCUCUGGCCUUGCAUGUCUUUUCCCUCUUGGGCUUAACAGGUCCCCUACCCUUGCAAUAGUGUGUUUGCUUCAAGAUCCCCAUCUCUUUGCCCGAAAGAAUUGCCAUAUGCAUUCCUCUUUUAUGAAAUGACUGUUAAACCAAAUUAGACAUAUUAUAAGAGAAUGCCUAUGGAUCUCUUUUUGCACUGCUAGUUUCUUGUACGAGGGCUGUUAGCGGAGUGCAGGAAUGCAAUUUUAAAAUGGGCUGGUUAGCAGCAGUCUAUAAUCUCAUAGGAGACAGGCUUGCAGGUGUAUGUAGAAAAAGCUCUCGCAGCUUAGUCCCAACUUCCUUAUUCAGAACUAAGCUUAAUCAGGCUCUCUGCUAAGUAAGUCUGCAGUCCUGUGCACACUUGAAAGCGUAGCUGUUGCCCAGACUCCCCCCAACGAUUGGACUUUUCUUGUGGUGGAGGUGCAAAAUUAAAAGAUAGCCUAAUUUCCAAUUAUUCCCGAAAAGCGUUUAAAACUUUUUGCACUCGUGAACAGGCAUCAUCUCUCUCCUUGGUCCGUGGCAUUGUGCUUGGAGGGACAAGGUUCAUGAGAAAAAUGUCUAUAAGUGGCAGGUAGUAGGAAUGUGAUUUACGGGCCGUGAAAAUCCAUUCAGCAGUGGCUGAACAUGCAGUUGCCUGUUUUGGCAUAACAGGCCCAUUGUAUUGCUGGGUUCAAGGACAAAGUGCAUCGAUUGUUGGAGGAGAUGGUGCUGGCUUGUCAUUGUACUAGGCUUGCCCCCCCCAAAGACUGCGGACAAAGGUGGAGCUGCUAUUUUAGAUGGCCACAUUAAGAGCAGUGUGUGGUGGUGCUCCUUUAAAACGCUGUGAAUAUAUAUAUAUAUAUAUAUAUAUAUAUAUAUAUAUAUGAAAUAGGCUUAAACACCUAGAGAAUUAGGAUUUAAAAUAAAAAAUAAAAAUGGGCAAACAGCCCCGGAUCAUUUGAUCUUGCCCUAGAUGGGAAUGAAUUAAGUAGAUUAGCAAAGUAGCAACUGUCUCUCUCUCCCCACCCCCCCCUUUCCUUUACAGAUCUUCCAUUCUGUAAAGAGAAAAGGGCUUUCAGCCUCAAGGGUAAGGAAGAAGACUAUUCAUUUGUAGGCGUGGGAGAAGGACGGAGGACAUGACAAAAUAAUUUAUGAGGACAGAUUGUUAACUCAUAGGCUCUCCGGAGUCUAAUGGCUGCCCUUGCUCCUCAUGAAAGAUUUGUUACACUUGCCAUCUCGAGACUGCCUUUGUCCAUUCUCCUCUUGGCUGAAAUGUGCAAUUGCACAGGACGCUGUGUUUUUAACUUGCACACGCAAAUGCAAACAUUACUGGUGCCUUCCGUGUAGAAGAUGAAUAGGCUGGCUACCUAUCCAACCCUUGUUCUACGUGGCAGAGCAGUUCGGUGAAGUCAUGUUAAUGGGAAUUUGGAGCUCUCCGCUUCCUAUAAAUUUCAUUCUGGUCUCUGGGGAUCUCUCUCCAAAGUACUAGGAAGCAAUUCUGUGACCAUUACUUCUAAGUAAGGAAGCUCUAACUCUCUUGAGAUGAAGGCAUCCUGGAAAAGAGGUGAAGAAGGCCCCACUCGAGUCAUAGAUCUCUGGCCUAAUAGAUGUUAGAAUGUCAAAUUAUUAGUGCAGAUUAAUUCAAAAGGAUGAAGGUGGGCUCCCUCGAAGAACAGAUGGUUCUCACUCUGGGUAGUUUCUGGCUUCGACAUUUUAAAGAUUUAUUCUAGCGUUAUGUAUUCUUGGUGCAGGCACUGGAUUCACCUGGAAAUGUAACCAGAAACCUCUCUAAUGUAGGGGAACAAAUUGACAUAGUUGCCCUUUGCCUUUUGAGUAUUGUGCAUUGGUUUGCAAAUGCAAAACAUCAGCAUAGGUAGGAAAAAUACCUGUCUUUUCCCAUGAAAACAGAAUCCCAGCAUAACACAUGGAUCCAAUGGUUCAGCUGUGGAGAUUUGGGGGCAUGCUAGCUGAAACAGAUCUUGCAUCCGUGGUGCAGCUGUACCAGAGGAUUUGUCUUGCUGUGUUCUUGAACAUUGUUUGCAGUGUUUUCUAAAAAGAAAAAGAAAACCCCCUGAAAUACUGGUGAAUGAAAUAAAAAUUAAGCUUCCUAUUAUAAGGAACUAAUCAUUAUGUGACUUGAAAGGAACCCUUUGUUGUAAAGGACUCCAGCCUCAGAAAAAUAUGUUUUGGAUCCUUUUUAGACAUUCAUGGUGGAGUCCGAAGAAGACUCCAGUAUCAAACUUUAUUUCGGUCACAGACCAGCAUAUGACGAAGACUUCAGUGAGGGUGGAGGAAGUUCUGAAGAGAGUGGAGGUACAGUGGGGCUUUGUUAAGGCUGCUCAGCCUCCCCGCCUAGCAGCUGAUGUGCGGGGUAGUGCAGCCUCCACUUUUCCAAACAUCCUCCAUCCUGCCUACAAAGCUUCAACUCUAGUUGAAGAGACAGUUAUGUGUAGAGACAGCUGGUGAGGAAGAAAAAACGGGCGUUUAGAGGCCUUUUAGAGGGUGCGCCCCACUUAUGUGAUUUUCGCUUAUGCUUUUGGGGACCCAGAACAUACCCCUGUGUUAAGGAGGGGGCGCGGGAUGCUUGUACACAACAAGCUUGCAACGUCUUGGUAUGAGGUGGGGAUUUGUAAGCAAGUCGUCCCUUUAUGUGCUUCGAGCUGAUGCAGCCAAUAGAGGACUGUACCACAUGUCCCUAUAAUUCUGAAGUGGAUAUUAACUCAUUUGAAUGGAAAUAACCUUAUGUAUUAAACAAUUGCUCUUAAACUGAACUUCAUAUGUGAGAAAAUCUAAAAUUGGCUAUGGAGAAAAUGGUAGGUGGCAAUUUCUGAAAAAUAUUGUUGACUAGUAUUUUCACAGCAGCCUGAACUGAACCAGAAACAAGUAAAGUAGCUCUGUAAAUUUAUUGUUAGAAUGUAUUGUUUUUAAAACAUUGAAAAGGAUAUGAUGAUGUUGAAUUGUGUUGGAUAAUAGAUUUAAUCAAAGAAGUGCAUUUUGCUUCCCAUAUUGCAAUCCAAAAUGGUGACAACAGUGAAUGUAUUCAGAUUCCUGGAAAAAGUGAUAUCUGUGGAAACAGAGCACUUUUUGAUUCACAUUAUUUUUUAUCUGUUUUUUGUAACUGUGGAAGUUCAUUGCAGAUAGUGUCUGAGUUUCUUAAAGAAGCCUCAUUUGUUAAAGGACACUAAAUAGGCUGGAUGCCAUGAUGCAGGGUACAGAUGUAGGCUCAAGUCAAAUAAUACUUGGCAAUAUUAUGGUCUGUAUUAUGUUCAGUCAAACUAUGACUUAAAGCUACUUGCGUGCUUUCAUGUUGUCUACUUAGAACUCUCAUCUUCUUUGAACAAUGCAGGCUAUUAGCCCUAACUAUGUAUCUUAAUCUACCCAUCAUGCCAAACCAUAAUUGGUGCAAAUCAUGGUUUUGCAAAUCCACCGAACCAUGGUUAUUGAUUCUGGUUUGGCCAUUUGUGAUCCAUGACUUUUCCAUUCUGACAGUCCAUUAAACUAUAGACCUACUUAAUCAUGCUAAUGAGAGUUGAGCCAUAUAUCAGCUGGCCACAACAGAGGCUGCCCUCAUCACCUUUCCUCAUUAUCCUCCAUGCAGUUAGUAGCACUUUUUUUUGUUUUGAUAAAGGCUAGAAAUAUCAGAAGCAUUGCCUUGUGGCAGGCGUGAGCUGCUGGAGGGAGCGCAUCCAGAGAUAAGAUAAGGUUAUCGGUUAAAUGCAGCUUUUUUUCUUCUCAGUUGAAUGUGGUUUGAAUGGUCAAGGUCACUCAUGGUUAACAAAGAGAUGCAUUAAAUGAAUGGGAUGUGUUCACAGAAGAGCAGUGAUAGUCUGCAAAGCAUAUAAUAACGUAUAUCUAUCAGGUUGUUCCCAUCACUUUCUCUAGCUUCUUCUUGUGUUUUACCAUCAGCUCUCUUGCUUGAGUUAUAUUACUAUUAUUUGUUAAUUGAGAAAUGCUUGUUUUGUGUAGUUAUGUAUCCAUGUUGAAGGGAGAGGGUUUUUCGUUCAAGAGCCAUGGCAACGAUCUAUAUCACUAUCAACCCAGCAAAGCACUGGAGGGAUGACUUUGCAGAUCAUGGGUUUGUAAAUCCACUGAAACCAUGGUUAUUGAUUCUGUUUUGGCCACUUGUGAUACACUGCUUUUCCAUUGCAGUAUCAUAUUAAACCAUCCCACCUACCCCUUUGCGAACCACCCUUCCCCAACACCUGAUCAAUGCCCCUCCCUUUGCACUUCCCCCCUCACCAUAACUUGCUAAACUGCUGUGUGAAGCACCUCGCCCCUCUGUUAAACAGCUCGCCAGAGCCACCUGUCACCUGUGCUGCUUCUUCACUUGCCUGCCUGCUGCCCCUCAUGCUGCAAUUGGAGUUCCGCACCAAUAAGCAGUCACACUAACCACAGCAUGAUGACAGCCUUAGGUUUUUAUGUAUAUAGGAAGAUAGUGUGUAUCUACACACACACACACACACACACACACACACGUCCAAAUAAAUACACUUCGCAGCGGUGGUGGGCAGAGCCGUAACUAGGUGAUCUUGCGCCCUGGCAAGAACCGUCCAGAUUGCACCCCCUAGCCACAGACAAAUUAGCUCUUCUUUCCGCUUCUCCUCCAACCCCUCCUUCAAUUCACCCUCUAUUAAAAACGUUUUCUUAUGAGGCAAUAAUCAAUAUUUUUAUUUGUAGACAUAUUUAUGGACAUAUUUUAGCUGAUUUUGCGCCCUCCUCGCCUGCGCCCCUGGCAGGGGCCCACCUCGCCACCCCUUAGCUACGGCCCUGGUGGUGGGGAAGAGCUAAAUACUUCGUGUGACUUAUAUGUAGUGCCAUCUAUUACUUUUCUUUGUUUUUUCAUAUUUGUAUAUCAUGUUUUUAGUAUCCGCUGUCAUUAUGUUUCAAGCUGAUUGAUUUGUGACACCAAACCUCUUUUGUAAUCUCCUCUCCAGUCAGGCCUCUUUCCUGUUCUUCCCACCCAAUUCUAAUUGUGUGUGACUUAGUGAGAAGAGACACAAUUCCACUGAGUCAUCUGAGGAGAUGGGGUGGGACGGGAUUUGUGUACAAACUCACAGACUUGUUCCCUGGUGUGAUUUUUCUUGUCCUCCUUUGCUCUUUGCAAGGGAGGAGAAAGGCAGGGAAUUUGCUUUUUCUACCAGGUGGAAAAUAAAAGCAACUGGUGAGAGGGGAGUGGAACGCCUUAUUGAGCUCAAAGUAUCUGGCUGGCUAGAACCCCAUUAGGAAGUGAAAAUAUGCGGCAACGUUUUGUGGCAGGGUCUGACAUGCCUUGUGUAUCACCUACACGGGGUCAAUUCAUUUUAUUCCUAUAAUAACACUGGGAAAUUUGGUAGGACAAACAGCAGUGAAACUUAAUGGCUUGACUGGAAUUUGAACCCAAGUCAAAAUCCACCAUACCAUCUGGGACACCACACCGUAAGGUUGCACAUUGAAUUCUUUUGCAGUGACUGGGCUAGGGCAGCAGUCUUCAGUCUUCUCAGACCUGGGACUCGCCUUUAGUCCAAACAAGCAUUUUGGGGACCCACUUCUUAUUUUUUUCACCAUAAAGUUAGUUACACAGUGGUUUUGCUGUGGUAGGUUGAGGUUUUUGCAAACCCGAGUUCUGUUUCUGCAUAUCUUGCAUCUCAAAGCAUGCAUGCGUUUGAGGGGAAAUGGUGUACUUGCAGAAUGCUGCAGAAUCUGUUAACAAGUCCAGUUUUUAUUAUUAUUAUUAAUUGCCAUUUUCACUGUGUGCAGGUUUGAAAGUUAGAUGCUAGAGUUAUUUAUUUUAGAUUGUAUAUAUAUUGGUAGAUUUUUCCAAGUAUUCAUUUCUAAGGUGGAAAAUUCCUAGUGUUUUGUUUCUCCCCCACCCCCACCCCCAUGUGUGUGGUUGUGUGGUUGAAAGAGAAGACAUUUUAUCUGUAAAGCAAAAUUCUUGGUUGUGGUAGAGAGAAUUAACUUACGUGUUGUUGUUGUUGUUGUUGUUGUUGUGAUAGCUGGCUUGUGUGGCCUCUCCUGUAAGCAAACCAUGUAACCCCAGAGCUUUCUCGAUUCAGCAUGAGGGAGAAGAUUAAGGCCGGCCAACUUCUAGCUUGCAGCCGUGCAGCAGAUGGUCCUCAGCAAGGCUGCGUCCUGCUCGCUUUUGUAACUUCUCUUUCAUCAAGCCAUCUGCACUUACCACAGCGCCCAUCUCCUUGUGGCUCAGAGAGAUUUCCCAAUGCUUUUUUUCCUGACCAGUGUGUGCCAGCAGAAGGGAUUAGCUGCUAGUGCUCAUUCAUUCAUGGGUGGAAAAAUACAUUGAGGUGUUGUUUUUUUACUUGAUUUUAUUUAUUUCAGAUCUUUGUAAGCCUCUUUUCAAGACUUCCCAACCUGACUUACCUUAAUAACAAGCAUGUCAUUGCAUUAAAAAACUAACAUGAAAACAUGCAAUUCGGAUUGCAACAAAACAGCCUGUUUAAUUAUGCCCGAUACAGUAAAGUUCAGUAAACUAAUUCAGAAUGCGGCAGCUAGACUGGUGACCGGGAGUCGCUGCCAGGACCCUAUAACAGCAAUCCUAAAGGAUCUUUAUUGCCUCCCAGUGCGUUUUGAAACACAAUUCAAAGUGCUGACCUUUAAAGCCCUAAACGGCCUUGGCCCAGUAUACCUGAAGGAGCAUCUAUCUCCACCCCUAUCGUUCAGCCCGGACACUGAGGUCCUCCUGUGAGGGUCUUCUGCUGGUUCCCUCGGUGCAAGAAGUGAAGUUACAGGGAACCAGGUGGAGGGCCUUCUUGGUAGUGGUGCUGAGAACUGAAGGAACCCACUGUACAGUAUUUCUCUCAGAAGGGAAUUGCAUGGGGUUGGAGCCAUUACUGAGAAGGCCCCAUCUCUAGUUCUCAUCAGCCCAAUUGAUCUUAAAAGUGGGCGCUUGAGUAAGGCCUCUGAAAUGGAUCUUAAAACACAGGCACUUUAGUAUAGGGCAGAUUAAACAGGGCUGCAACAGUUAAAGAAAUUUAAGGUAAAUUAAACAGGGCUGCAACAUUUAAAGAAAUGUUAAUCAGUAAAUCAUGUUUUAGUUGGUUGGUUUAUUGACAUCUAUAUGUAUAGGUAAGAACAAUCUUUCUUGGGCUAGAGUCUAUAGGAUUGUAUGUUGUCCUGUUGUUCUGCUUGAGCAUCAGAUUUCCACAUGUACCACAGGAAACUCCCCUUCUCUUCACCCUUACAACCCUCAAAAUCUCUCCAAAGCAUUGGAGGGACUCCUCUGGAGCAGCUUUAGGGGGACACACAGGGAGAGGAAAUUUCACAGAGAGCGGAAACACCACUCAUGCAGUGUUGAGUGCGACCCAUACUUGGGUUUUUAGGUGUACAUUUGUGGCAGCUACCACAUUAACGAUGCAACCUUCCUUUCUCAUGUUUAUUCCCUGACACUUUGCUUCCCCACUCAAUAUUGCUAAUCAUUUUGAAAUUUAUGAAGUUAAAAAAAAAAGGAAUAGUAUCUGGGUGGUGGCUAAACUUGAUUGCUGUUUUUUUAAAAAAAAAACUCAGAAAAAAGUCAAAUUACAAUAUCACAAUAGAGCUUUUUCUUUUUUCGGUAUUUAUAGAUUGCAAUUUUUUCUUUAGCACACUUAACUUUUGUGGCCCAGUUUUUGGAAUUUACAGCAGAAGCAAAUACACAUUUUAUUUAGAAAGGCUUUUCACACAACUUUAAAAUAUCUCCAUUCUCUCGGUUUCCAGUGUUAAGGUGUGUGACUAUUGUUUACAUAGCCAAAGCAGGAAGGAACCAAACAAUAAAAAUGUUGGUAGACUCCCCACUCCCCCCUCAUCUCGAUACCUUUAUCUCCAUUGCACUUUGCACAACCAUGCUAGUGUCAAGUGAGACCCCAGGUCAUGUGCAUGAAACUGCUGUUAAAUUAACAUCUGCACUACGGUCAUGAUCACACACUAGCUCCUCAGGAAAUAAAACACUGAAAACUUCCGGGUUGUUUUUCAAAAGCAGAAGGAACCACCAUUUUGGGUUAUGUAUAUCAAAUUUCGACUUUCCAUUUGGUUGCAGCAAGCAAAAGUGAGACACAGUUCAUCUGAUAGUCUUUGCAGUUGUCGUUUUUCCUUUCUUUAGGGGAUUGUACGAAAACUGCUGUGUUUUUUAGUACAGUGGUACCUCGGGUUACAUACGCUUCAGGUUACAUACGCUUCAGGUAACAGACUCUGCUAACCCAGAAAUAUUACCUCGGGUUAAGAACUUUGCUUCAGGAUGAGAACAGAAAUUGUGCGGCAGCAGGAGGCCCCAUUAGCUAAAGUGGUGCUUCAGGCUAAGAACAGUUUCAGGUUAAGAACAGACCUCCAGAACAAAUUAAGUUUUUAACCUGAGGUACCACUGUAAAGCUGGAGAAGAUCUACUCUAUGCUUUUCGUAAGGGUCCAUCAAGCAAUAAUUGCUAUUAAAGUGGAUUUGAAUACUUGAGCUGUAUUACUGUGUCUAAAAUGACAUCUGGGAAUAGACUUAACAUCUGGAAACUGCACCUCUAGACGAAUCCUUUUUGUGAUACGAAUUCAGUCAAGUGGCAACCUUAAUCACUCACCGUACCUUAAUUCACUAAUAUUUAGAAUGAGGCUUUCCUCCUGGAAGCAGUUUGUGGAGAAAGGAUCGGAUUUCAGGCUAGCCAAAUGCUUUAUAGGUGCAUGCGAUAUUAGUUAGGAAGUAUUAUGAAUUAAACAGAUGCCAUCAUCAGCUUGCUUUUCCAUGGUGGCUCUCUGUGAUUAACCACCUUGAAAACACAUCUAGAAUUGUCUCGUGGUAAGGAUAGAAAGGAUGUAUGAGGAACGACAAUCUUCCAGCAUCAUGCAGACAAACGCAUCUUGCAGCAUUAGCUUUUGUGGGCUAGAGUCCACAUUGUCAGAUGCAUAAAAUGGCUAGGUAUGUAUACCCUGUUGAAACAGCAGUAGCAAGUAAGGUCUGGGGAGUGGACAUCUUCCACCAUCCUCCUUCUCCCAAACCCUUGUAAUUUCCCCUUCCCCCCCCCUUUCCCCCCCUGAUGUAUCAAUGUUCACUUACAGUCAGCGGCCUUGAAGACCUGUUGUGAGUCAGAAGUAUAUAAAUACAGUGGUACCUCGGGUUACAUACGCUUUAGGUUACAGACUCCGCUAACCCAGAAAUAGUCCCUCGGGUUAAGAACUUUGCUUCAGGGUGAGGACAGAAAUCGUGCUCUGGCGGCGCGGUGGCAGCAGGAGGCCCCAUUAGCUAAAGUGGUGCUUCAGGUUAAGAAUAGUUUCAAGUUAAGAACGGACCUCCGGAACGAAUUAAGUUCUUAACCUGAGGUACCACUGUAUUUUAAAUUAAAUUUACAAACCGCGUGCGAGAGAGACAUGUAUUUACAAAAUUAGACCAGAAGGGUAAUGAUUGUCACCCUCUGUGGCUUAGUUCAGAUAUAACACCAAACAUUGGCUUGGGGUUAAGAGAAGUGAGCCAUAGGGAGCAUCUGGCUUGGGUUCUCUCUCUUCCAGGAGACAGGAAGCUUCUGCUUGUGUCUUAGAUUUGUGUUAAAAUGUGGUUACGGUAACUGUAGUUUGAAAACAGGCCAGCUUCUUAAACCAUGGUUUUAACUUGUUUCAAUAAACAUUACUUAACAUAUGAAUCCAGAUAAACUAUGAUUAUUAUUAUGAUGCAUGUGGUUAAUCCAAAAUGGAGCUGAAAGCUUCCAGGCUCCUUGUGGCUACACAAAAAGAGUGUGUGUGUGCAUGCAUACACAAGUCUAAGACAUGUUUGUCUUGUAAUUCUGAACCAUAGUUUAGUGUUCCACCAUCCAAACAAGGCGCCUGUGUAGCGCACAAACAAAAACAAGAUCCAUUAAACUUUCUGCUCUCCGCCGCUGAGGAUGUGUUUGAAAAGGUUUAAAUGCUUCCUCAUUGGAAAUGUUCCACCCAUACAUUAACAAUAAGGUAUGAUGAACUUUGAAAAAUCGUUUUCCAUAAUCCUAAGUGCAACCUCUAUUGCUAAAAACUUACUGUGAAAAAAGCUGGGCAUAUCCUUAUCCUUAUAUGGGCCGGGAAUUCCAAAAUGGACUCUGCAUGCAAUUUGUGUACUCCCAGUGUUUACAGACCUCCAUAUACACCAGUCUCCUUCAUCAUGCCUUCCAACCCUUUGCAUUCUUAUUGAGCAGUGCCAAAUUUUCUCCUGAAAGGCUUAUGUUGAAUGCGGAUUAGUUUGCAGCUAACUGAUUUGUGCAUUGCUGUCCCUUUAGGGGAGCUGCUUCUCUGAGGGGUUGGGUCCUAUGCUGCCCUUGACGAAGAACUGGAUGGGUUGGUCAAAUGUGCCACCAGCCCUCACAGAAAGGGUAUAUUCUCAAGGCCAUUAUUUUGCUGAAGCUAAGCAGGUUUGGUUGGUACCAGGAUGGGUGGCCGGGGACGCGGGUGGCGCUGUGGGUAAAACCUCAGCGCCUAGGACUUGCCGAUCACAUGGUCAGCGGUUCGAAUCCCCGCGGCGGGGUGCGCUCCCGUCUUUCGGUUCCAGCGCCUGCCAACCUAGCAGUUCGAAAGCACCUCCGGGUGCAAGUAGAUAAAUAGGGACCGCUUCCAAGCGGGAAGGUAAACGGCGUUUCCGUGUGCUGCGCUGGCUCGCCAGAUGCAGCUUGUCACGCUGGCCACGUGACCCGGAAGUGUCUUCGGACAGCACUGGCUCCCGGCCUCUAGAGUGAGAUGAGCGCACAACCCUAGAGUCUGGCAAGACUGGCCCGUAUGGGCAGGGGUACCUUUACCUUUUAGGAUGGGUGGCCACCUGGGAAUCACUUGUGCACUCCUCAGGUUCCAAGGCAGAAGAAAGGAGAAAGAAAGUGAUUUGUACAUAACGUGGCAAACUUUUAUUUCAUAUGCCAAUUAGAUUGACUUGCAGCACCACCCAUAUUCAGCAGCUUUGAAAAUAUGGAUGUCAUUCAAAAAAACAUUCAUGGAAGUAUUUUUGUCCAUCCAUAAAGCCUUGCUUGACAGUGAUAAUAAAUGUGGGAAAUGUAAAGAAACUGAAGGUACAUUUUUUCACCUUUGGUGGACGUGCCCAAAGAUUAAGGCUUUCUGGGAGAUGAUAUAUAAUGAACUAAAAAAGGUAUUUAAAUAUACCUUCUUGAAGAAACCAGAGGCCUUUCUCCUGGGCAUUGUCGGCCAAUCGGUGUUAAAAAAGGACAGAACUUUCUUUAUGUAUGCUACAACAGCAGCAAGAAUACUCAUUGCAAAGCAUUGGAAGACACAAGAUUUACUCACACUGGAGGAAUGGCAGAUGAAAUUAAUGGACUAUAUGGAAUUGGCAGAAAUGACUGGCAGAAUCCGUGACAAGGGAGAAGAGUCGAUGGAAGAAGAUUGGAAGAAAUUUAAAGACUAUUUACAGAAAUAUUGCAAAAUUAAAGAAUGUUAGAAUGAUGUUGGAUUGAAGUUAAGUGGUUUCUAGCUGUAUAGGUACAAAAGAAUAUGGAAAAAUUGGUUUUAAUAUGUAAAAAUCUAAUGUUACAAUAUAUCAAGAUUAAGGAUUAGGAUUAAAAAGGAGGGAAAGGAAUUGUUGGAUUAACAAAUUGAAUUGGAAUACAAAAGAGGGAGGUAUGAGGAGGUCCGGGAAACAAGUAAACGUAAAAGAAGUGAGGAAAAGAUGGAAUUGUUUUUAACUGUUUUUUCUUUUUUUUUCUACUUUGUAUUUUUCCUUUUUAUUGUUAAUUUUUUUAUUAAUGUGAUUUUUUCCCCCUUUGAAACUUUAAUAAAUAUUAAAAAAAAAAAAAGCCUUGCUUGACAGUUGUUUGGGUUUCUACACAGGAUGCCUGGAAAAUAUCUAUCAUCUGUCUGUCUGUCUGUCUAUCUAUCUAUCUAUCUAUCUAUCUGAAUGACUAUUAAUGAGAUCAGGUUAUUAAUACUGUAACAAAGAUGGUUUAAAAACAAGAAUUAGAAUUAUAUAUAUUUGUAAAACACACAAGAACUACAGAUACUCGAUCUUCAUUAUUUCUGGGGUUUUUUGUUUUUGUUUUUUGGAUGAUUUGUAUUUUCUUCUUACAUAUAAACAAAAAGAUUCAAAAGAAAAAGAAAGCCAUGCUAGAAAUAGAAGAAAAUAAAUAAGGGGUGAUUCUGGCAUGUGAGGUAAAUGUAUCUUUUGCCCAUCUCAUGAUGUUUCCAUAUUUUAUUUUAUUUUUAAAUAGCAAUGUAGAAUCCCAUGUCUCGUGUGAGGCAAGGACUUCUUUCCUCCCUACUUUUUGGGGCUGGUGGCAGAUCUACGAUGCAUCCUGCUAUAGUUUUCAUUGCCAUUUGUUAUGGGACUAAGGACUGCCUGAUUCACUUUAUCCCUUCUCAGUCUCAGAGGUCUUCGGGGCGAGGGGGCUACUGUUCUCCACGGCUCAGAUGCAAAGCUUGUGCGUUCAAUAUUAUGGUCCCUUCCAGUUCGGGUCAGAUAGGCUCCCUUCUCCGGUUGAACUUCUGCAAUCUUUUGAUCACAAUCUUUUAUUGUAUUGAGUUGCUUGUACACUUCUUAGGGAUGAUUGUGAUUAAGCAAUAUAUACAUUGUUGAAAAAAUCAGUAAAAUAGGCAGUGGUAGUGGUUGAUUUGUAAGCUGCUCAGAGUAUAUUUUGGAAGGGGUACCAUACAACAAUUAGAAGAGAACAUGUAAAAAAUGAGAAUGGAAUAUAGAUGAUGUCUCCUCAUCUUGUCUUUGAAGUCUUGGAUAUAAUUUAAUAGAUAAUUGGCUUGUGUUAUGUUAUUACUGUUUAUUUACUGCUUAAUGUGGUAUGAAUUAUUUUGCUUUUUUAAUUCUAGAGAUUGCAGAUGGAAAAUAAAAUUAAAGGAAGGGCUUCUGCACAGAACCUACAUUAAAGCAGAAGCAUUUUUAUCUUGACCUUUUUAAAGUGAUUUAUCAUUUGUACUUUGGAGAAAAAAUUACUGAAAUGAAGGUGGAGGGAAAAGAAUCCAAAACUUCUAGCUAAUGUUGCUUGAAACGUUUGAAAGGUUAUGCUGAGGGCAUUUGACUUUCUCUGUACUUACUGCCAAAUACCUUUUAUAUUGACUACAUUUAAAGCUUUUUCCAUAUAUUAUGGACAGCCUUUAAAAUUAUUUUUAAAAUAAUGUUGGCAGUUGCUGACCUUUUCAGGAGGCUAGUAGAGAAUAAAAUGUCAAGUGUACACAAGGUAUUGAUGAAACAUCUUCAGAAAUUUAGCUGAUAGAGACAAGGCUUUAGAUCUGGCUCUCGUUUUUAAUUGAGUCAUAGAAGAAAAGGACAGUUUUCCCCCUCUUAAUUACAAUCUCGUACACUUCUCUAUACGUUCUGUCAGCAACUUCCAUCCGUAUAUAUUCUGAGCAAAGGCACAGCAUGAACCACAAGGAUUUAUUAAAACCUUACAAAACUUAGCUAUGGUUACUAGAGAUUUUCACAGUCGAACAAUAUCGUGGCUCUUUUUAAUGCAGAUUUUAAUUUUGCACUAUCCUCAGUGCUUUCAAAAAAUAGGUACCAGAUAUUCCUGAAGUUAAGCCUGCCUUGCAUUGGUUAUCAUUUUCUCCCUGUGUCAGCACCUUGUUCAGCCUGAGGGAUGCUUUCUCUUCUGGGCAAAUGUAAAAGGGCCCACUGGCAAGAGAUGAAAUGGGCCAGAGGCAAAUUGGGCAAGAAUGGUCAAUUUCACCUUUGGAUAUUAGGCUGGUUUCUACACACCUGUCUUUGUUAGGGAAUCAUUCUGCCAGAAACAAGUAGAAGUUUCUGGAAGGUUCCAGAGUUUUCCUUUAUAUGGCACUCUGAGCUUAAUUAGCAUCAGCUGGAAGUGUCAAUAAAAAGACCACUCUGCUUCGUUUUUGCAGAUGUCUGUCCGAAGGGUACUGUCUGUAAAAUCUGCUGAAGGACUGUUUGUGUAAUUUACUACGGGGGGAAGAUAAGAGAGACUUUGAUAGUGUGAUGUUAAUUGCUGUUCAUUUUAACAGUUGAGAAAUACCUUUGCUACUGUAAUGCUUGUACCCGGUCAGGGAAUAAAAUCUCUUGACUGAGACUUCACAGAGUUUGUGAGUCAUCUUUAAAACAACUUCUGUUAUUGUCCACUGCUUCCGAGAGAGAGAGAGAGAGAGAGAGAGAACAAAAACUCUGCUAAAUUAGUUGAAUGCAGUUUGCUGAGGUCUCAUCACACAAGUAUCUGCACAGCGAAAGUGGGUGGUGACCUGCUCUAAUAGUCUUCACACACUGCCCUCCAUCCUGGGAAGCAAGAGGCAUUAUCGGAGUUCAGUGACUUAUUCCAACCAAUCAAAAACACAUGGUGUGAAGCAGGGCAAUUGAGGGUUGUGGCCAGCCCUACAGUGAGGUCUGGAGAACUGCAUUCGGCUCCAUACCUCCACAGCAGAAUAUCCUGUUUGUGUUUGGUGUUCACUCACCUGCCCAUCAAGUCAUCCCAGCUCCUCCAACUUUGGAAGCAUCACCAACGUGAGUUAUUGUGUUGACGUCUGAGGGAGUAUCUUAUUUUAAUCCUGAUGGGUGUGAAUACUGUGGUUGGUGAGCAAUGUCCCAGUUAGUCAUGCAGCACAAUCCUCAUCCAGUUUCUUCAAAAGUCAGUCUUACUGGUUUAACUACGACUAAGGGUAUUAAGGAUUAUAGUUCUAGAUGUGGUUGGAAUGACGUGCUAAGCCAAACCUUGGUUUAGUGAGACUGUGCUAUACAUUUAAAGCAGUACCAUGCCACUUUAAACAGUCAAACUCAGCCAAGAUUUGGCUUAGUGUGUCAUCUGAACUAGGACUCAUGUUUAAGCUCUUUCCUAAGCACCAGUUGUAACCAAUAACAAAGCCUGACUACAGCUCGUGGUUAGUGAGGAGAGAGCUUAACUACAAAUCUCAGUUUGAACAACAUGCUGAUUCAAACCAGACAGGAGCAAAGCAGCUGUAAGCUCCUCUCUGGAAGCCUUAGCAUCUCAGUUUAGCGUUCAAACCAGUACAUACUCCCGUGAAUAACUCUAUUGGAGAGAAUCCUUUAUUAGAAGAAAAUAAUAAUUAAUAUUUAUUUAUUUAUUUAUACCCCACCCAUCUGUCCGGGCUUCCCCAGCCACUCUGGGCGGCUUCCAACAAAAUAUUAAAAUACUGUAAUGCAUCAAACAUUAAAAGCUUCCCUAAACAGGGCAGAUCUUCUGGCAAGAAACCUGGCUUUGAUUUAUGUGUUGGACCUGUGAAGAGAAAGAGGAAGAGUUGCUGAACCUUUGGGACUUCAUAGCUCAUCUGAUCCAUGUUGCAGUAUCUUGGGUUCACUCCCUUUACUAAUAAUCAUGCUGUGUCAAACUGUUUUGUGUUGCGUGAGAGCACAUCCAGCUAUAGUUUGGAAGCCUUCUCUGUUCUGUUCCUUUGUUCUCUUCCCUCAUCCUGCUGCACACCAACUGGGAGAAGUAGUUUGCAGAACUACUUGUGUGGACUUUGGAGAUUUGAUGUCACUCCAGUCUCUUACAUCAUUCUAACCCGUUGCUUGCGAUCAGCGGGCAAGCUGGAAUUGGAAAAAUGAGGUAGUCAAGCAGUUUUACUUACCUGUUUUAUGUUUUCAGAAGCUAUAAUCAUAGUAUAGAAUCAAAAGUGUGACCCAGUUGGAGCGCCUUUAUAGGUUCAUGCACUUGCCUCCUUUGGGCUCCUUCCCCCUUUUUCCUGAACCAGUGCAGCCACAUAGUUGUUGCCAGUGUUUUCAGACCAGGGGCCACAUUUUGGAGAGAGGGCUGGAAGUGUUGGUCACAAGAUGGCUGCCAUGGGGAUGUGAGAUAUAACACAAGAGAGAGUACAAUCAUGGUGGAGCUUUUCUCAUAAUUGCAUCUCCAUUCGAGUAAACUUUUGAAUUUCUGAAACCAUGUUGGUGCAGCAGGUGGUACGGAGCUAGAUUAACCAGUAGUCUGCGUGUCCCAGGUAGAGAAGCAUGGGAGUUCUUCUAUGGGUUUUUUAUUAUUAUUAUUAGAAACCACAAUCCUACUUUCAACCCAUACUUUGGCAGCUAGCAUCGUAGAAUUUGAACCAGGCUUGUCAUUUCCUAGGCCACAGAUGGGACUUAGUGUUUGAACAGGUUAACACUGGAAUUUGGCCUUCCUCAUGCUUGGUGGUGGUUAAGUCUCUGUGAAUCCAUUUUUUAUUGUUCUUUGUGGUUUGGGUGUGGAGGAUCAUUUCUCCCAUGUCUCAUGGGUUUUGUUCUUGGGUUCUCUGUGAUGAGAGCCCAAUGGUGUUCGUCUCUGGAGUCAUGCUAUUUGCAGCUAAAGGUGUCCCAGAGGCGAGGUAGGUAGAGGAGAGUGUUUAAAAAGUGCAUUUCACUGUGACUUCUUCUUUUUGCCAACCUGCUUUUCAAACCACGGGAAAUUUGGUCAUGAACAUGAACAGGUCUAGAAAAAAAGCAUAAGUGCGUUGGGUAUUAGUUGCUCAUUUUAAAGAGCAGCUUCUGUUUCUAGUGACAUCUGUAUCUGUAUAUAUUAAUUUUCAUGCAUUUUUGGCCAUUGCUGAACUCUGAAACAAUACACUCAGUGUUGGCCUUGUGGAAAUGUAGUUUGUUAAUGGAUAUAGUAACUAAAAUGAAAUAUAUACUAAACAUUACCUCAGAGUUUGAAGACACAGCUUAAGUGCAGUGCGGAAACAUGAGCCUUUGGCAAGGCUCCUGGAAAAGUUCAUAACCCUGCGAUUUGGCAAGCUUUCAGGAUCCUACCUGGGCCAAAUGGUUUGAGGAGAGCUACAUGGAAAGCAGAACCGUGUGUGUGUGUGUGUGUGUGUGUGUGUGUGUGUGUGUCACAAAUUGUCUACAAAUAUUCUGAGUGUAACUCAGUUUUGCUCUUGAAGUGGCUUGAUUUUAUAAAACUGAUGAGGCUAUGAUGUUACUAAUUCAAUAAAUUUCUAGGAAUGACACUAGGUUUUGGUUAAAUGUUUUGGUUUGGGGAGGGGAGGGAGCCAUGACGUUUUCUGAGCAGAAUAAAUUGUUGCCACAACAAUGAACAAGCUCACACAGUAACGUAACUUUGGAAUUGGUUGCAGUCAUGACCUGAGGAUCAUGACCUGCUGGGAGCCAGAGGGCCCUGUUCCUGCUUCUCUCCACCUGGCCUGGGGUGGGGCCUGACAGGCCUCAUAAGGACUGCUGCUGCUGCUGCCCAGCAAGGACGGGGGUAUUUUGGGAAAAGUUUUGUCGGGAGUUUUUGCUGUUAUUGAUAUUAAUUUUUUGUAUCUUUAUUUUUAUGUGGAAAUUGCUCAGCUUGGUUAUGUAGUUUUGAUGUGUUUUAUUUAUUUUUAUGACUACUUUGCUAUGUUUGUAACUAUGCAAAUCUUUUCAUAUUGUAAGCCGCCUUGAGCAUUGUUUUAACUGUGGAAAGGCGGUAUACAACUAGAAUGAUGAUGAUAAAUUUCUCCAAGAGCAAAUAGGGCUUUGAAGGUUGCCACUAAGGUAAAUUGUGGCUUUGCUUUUGGUGAUAAAACAAAAUUUUUGAGGCAGAGGAAGCUGCCUUGUAUUAAGUCAGAUCAUUAGUCCAUCUAUCUCAGCACUGUUGACACUGCCUGAUGGCGGGUUUCAGGCAGGGGUCUUUAGACUUCAGAGGGUGUAUGUCGGAUGUUCUACAUACAAAAUGCGUAGUGCAUGGGUAGGCAAAGUAAGGCCUGGGGCCAGAUCUGGCCCAAUCGCCUUCUAAAUCUGGCUCACGGACGGUCUGGGAAUCAGCAUGUUUUUACAUGACUAGAAUGUGUGCUUUUAUUUAAAAUGCAUCUCUGGGUUAUUUGUGGGGCAUAGGAAUUACCGUAUUUUUUGCUCCAUAGGGCGCACCGGACCAUAAGGCGCACCUAGUUUUAAGGGGGGGAAAUCAAGAAAAAAAAUCUUAUCCCCCCCCCCCCAGCCCCAAAGAGCAAAGAAGCCAAGACAGCGAGCGGGAUGGAUUCCGCUCACUGCCUUGGCUUUGUUUUUAGCCGCAGGGCUGGGGCGGGGGUUGCGUGAGGCCUUGCCUCCACUUGCGGGGCUGGCGGGGGAAGCCUGGGUCCCCCCCCCAGCCCCAGGGACCACACAUUCACUCCAUAAGACGCACAGAUAUCGUCUUAGUUUUUAAGAGGAAAAAGUGUGUCUUAUGGAGCAAAAAAUACGGUAGUUCAUUUUUAAAAAUCAAAAUAUAGCCUGGCCCCCCACAAGGUCUGAGGGACUGGCCCCCUGCUGAAAUAGUUUGAUGACCCCUGAUGUAGUGUAUCGCUGAGCUACAACACAACCACACAGUUGUUUGUGAUCUACUGUGGAUGGAGCUACAGCAAAUGGGUAAACUCUUACAGCUCAACACACCAUUAAUUUUAUCUGUUUAUCAAGGUGAGCUUGAUUUGCUAGCUCCCAAAUCUCCAGUUUUCAAUAAGUUUGCAUUGAUGUUUUUCCAUUUCCAGGAGCUGUUCUGCCCAAGACUAUCAUUCUUUGAUCUGGAUGUUGAAAAAUAGCAGUAAAAAAGAAAUCAUUGUUACUUUUUCAAGGCUGAGCAGGGAUUUUAAUCUAACCUUAAAUAAUCUGUCCAUUUAGAAUCCUUUUUUGGAUUUUUUAUGCUGCUGAUUUCUGCCCAAAUAGCCCACAAGUUUUCAAUCAAAUCUUGCAUAAGUCUGGCUGGAGGCAGGGUUGAUUUUCAAAUUUGGAGCUAUGCAGAAAUGUAAUAUAGAGUGAUGCUUCAGUAAUGUACUCCAAAUAUGGUCAACUGAUGUAGUCAAGUCAUAAUUCAAAGCAACCUCUUGAAAUGCUCUUACUUAUGUAUAUAUAUAUUUCCUUUUUCAGUUUCUGGGCAUAGCAUUUCUUGGAAUUGGACUUUGGGCAUGGAAUGAAAAAGUAAGUAUCACAUAACAAAUUGUUGAACCAAUUUAAAGCUAAAUCUCCUCCAACCCCAAUGUUGAAUAUACUGUCACCUUGCUUGGAAGGAAGUGUUGCCAUCUUGUCUAGCAAUAGCAAUAGAGAUUAAGGAGCACACACAUUGAACUAUGGUCUGCAACUAGUUGCAACCAUAUUUUCGCUUCCUAGUUCAGUGGCCACCCAUAAGCCCCACCAGUCAGAUAAGCAGGGCUUUUUUCAGGUGGGUGCCAUUGCCAUUAUAAGAGAACAAGGGAGGUGUUCAUAGUGAGUUCUGGCACCUCUUUUUCUAGAAAAAUAGAACUGCAGAUAAGGCUGGUUCAUACAUCAUGAGAAACCGUGGUUUGGCAUUUUAUUGAACUGUCUCAUUGAAAUGUUCAUCACUAGGCAAAGAAGGCACUUCUGUUUCUGCCAGUGCCUCUAUAACAGGUAUUUGGGUGUAUAAAGGAUCAUAAGAAGAACUAAAAUACCCAGAUCCUAUUAGCAAAAGCAAAAAGUCCAGUGACACCUUAAAGUAGCCUUUGCUAGCCUGAUGGCUUCCAGACCAGGUACCACGUUGGUGAAGGCUGGCUUAAGACCAAGCAGGAGAAAAUUGUAAGGUAUGGAAGCUGAAUGGCAAUGAAUUGCAAAAAUUAAAAAUUAAAAAAUGCAGUCAGUGAUAGAGCUUAGAGGUGUUCCUGUUUAGCAUAUACAGUUGACCCGUAACUUACACACAUUUAACUCAUGCACAUUCAGCUUUACGUGCUUGGCAAAAAUUAAAAUUAAAAAUAAAAAGCUGGUGGCCAUCCAGGGGGGGAAAUUGGCAAGCCCACCCCCCAUUGCACCCAGUGUGUUUUGACUAGCCACAGUUUUGGCUUUAUGCACUAUCCCUGGAAUUUAACCCCACUUAAGUUGCAGGUCUACUGUAGGUAACCUUUUAGAACAGCACAUUGGUGAUAAUUGCUGCAAUAACUGUGUUAACACCUGUAUGGCAGCAGGGAACCAUUCACAAGAAAAUAACAAAAGCACAAAUACCCUGGCCGGCUAAUUAAUGCACACAGGGUGAUUAAAAGUCCUUUGCCCUGCUUUGACCUACAAGUGAUGGCACUGAACUUCUCGGUGAGCUAUUAUUCAGCUGUUUCACGUUGUAGUCUUCCUUUGAAGUUACUUUCUUCCAGAACGGCCACCUUAAGGUCAGUUACAGUGUGUUCUAGGAAGGUUGAAAUGUUCUCCCGCUUGUUUAUCUUACUAGAUCUUAUUAGGUUUGCCUUAUAUUGCAAUUCAAGACACUUCCAAAGAGACUCCGUAGACUUGCUCUAGUGAGUAAAAAGCCUGUAACUUGAUUUGUUAGAUUAAUUUACUAUAGGGCAAUCCCCAGGUAAUUUAGCAACACAUUUUUUGUUAACUUGUAAAAAUGGCCAGCACCACCUUGGAAGAGGCAUUUUUUGCUGUGAAAAGACCGAAGGGGAAAACGUCUGCUGCUGUGUCAUCCAAAAAGUAGCAUGUUAUUUUUAUUGUAUGCAACUGCGCUUAAUUAAAACACUGCUGAUUUACCCAGGUUUCUGUAAUUGGGUUGUCAGCCCUAGGAAAAAUAUUGGAAAAAAUAAAAUCUAUGAUGUUUUGGGCCAAGGUGGCACACUAGAUUUUGGAAAUAAGGUUGUAUGCCAGCAUUCUCCUUGAAGCUCUAUAUUUCUGUGUGCAAGGAGAGGCAUUUUAUGGUGGAAUAUUCAGCAAUACAGUCUUGCACCUGCAGUCUGAAUUGAUUCAGUCCACAAAUAUUGUUUUACCAUGUGAUGAGUUCAUCUGCGGUCGACUCUUCAAAAGGUGUGAUAAACGUGGCUUUCAGUGACUGAUCAGCCUAUAUUUCUAAGAGUCCUGCAUGCUACCCAGCUGUAUUUAUGCAAUAAGCCUGGUAAAUUAAAGCUAUUCUCACUUUUCCUGCUGUUUAAGGGCAUUGUGUUGUGCACUGCAUGCAGUAUGAACAAAAGCAGAUUCCGCAUUUCAGGGAUGGGGGAACCUGUGACCCCCCUGAUACUUUCUGGACUACAACUGCUGUCAUCCAUGACUAUGGCCAUGCUUGCCAGGGUUGAUGGGAGUUGGAGUCCACAACAUCUGGAGAGCUACAUCUCAGCCUCAUUGUUGUUGAUCUGUUAAUUGCUGGUUGUAAACAGGCCAACUAACAACCCAGCCACUGCAACCUGUUGGACACCUGUUUUUGGAAGCAGGAUAUUGGAUUUUCCCUUAUUUUUGCUCUGUGUUUGCUUGCUGAUUAUAAUUAUGAAGAAGCUGCAGUACAGAAAGCUUGAUCUCAAUUGAAGUCCUUAAGACAGCUGCAUAAUUCUACACCCUAAGAAGAACUGAGUGGUGGUUUUAAUGAUGUUGAAGGGGGGAAAUACUUGUUCAGCCAUUUUAUUUUGAAGUAGUUCCCCUCAAAAAAACUCUCAAAGCUUCCUUAACAUCAAAAUAAGUUUGAACUUUAUUACCAUUUUACUUUGCUGUUUUUCCUUUAUUUAAGAAUGUGGUUGCAGACAUGCUGUCUUUUGGGGGGCUGGGGGGGAGGGGGCUGACACUUACAAAGAUACCUUUAAUCUCUGUUCCAGGCUAAACUGCAAACAAGCAUCCUGAUGGAAAUGCAAUCCAAUUAAUUUUAAUGGCUUAGAAAGGGAAGCUUCUCUCUCUUGUCCUGACAACUCAAAAUUAAGAGUUUUGAGCAUUAAGUUAUUUGUUGUAAAAAAAAAUCAACAUGGGAAGCCAGGUGCAAAAAAGUAAAAUAAAAUAAACAGCUCGUUAGGAUUGUUUUGCUGGACUUAACCUCAGGCAGCCCAUCAUAAGCUGUUUAGCUGGGGUGAAAGAGAGUUGAGCGAAACAAACAUGUACCCACACAAAAUCAUGUUGUGUGUGUGUGUAAUCUUGUGACUUUUCUUGCAGCCCUUAGGGAAAGCGGUGGAACUUGCUUGUCAGGCAGCUAAAAAGCUGCAGUUUGACAGCCAGUCAGUUGGCCCUAGAGGGGGAAACUGAAGAAUUAGCAUUCUAAAUUGUGAACCUGAAAAAAGGAUCUGUGAGGAACAUGGAGGCGAGGAACCCAGAAGGCACAAUGGACCAGUCAGGCCUCUUUCCCCACCAAUUUACAUUGCCUUUUUCAUUUUCAGUUUUUCUCAGAGCUCUAGGCAUGAGGGUUUUGGAUUUUUUCUCCUUCUCUACCUCAUUGAGUGAAAAUAGUCAAUGAUAGAGCAGCUCCCAGCCUUAAUAUUUAGCAAAGGAAGCCUGUACCUUAAUAUUUCUCCGUAAUACUAUGCCCAUUGAUUUUAUUCUUAAAUGGUAGCAAUAUUGCAGCGAUUAGAUUGCCUUGUAUUUAUCUUUGUUAAAAAUACUGUCAAAAGAAAUACAUUUUAUUUUUUUAAAAAUCCUCCUUUACUAUAUGUGCAAUUCUGCACACUGUUAAAAAAUAAUGUUUUGCACUGUGCUUGGCUUUUGCAUGUAGAAUAAGCUUUUCCUGUUGCUUUCUGGAAAGCAGGGCAAAUGAUUCCUCUGUGUUCCUGUUCAUAUCUUCCCCCAGCCCCUUGCCAGUUUGCAGCUUGAAACUGCAAGGCCCAGCAGCAGACCACCUAGGAGCAGGUUUACUCGUGAGUUGCUUACUCAUGAAUAAUUGGUUCCAGCCUCAGGCAAGCUGGCGAAUCCACUGUAGGCCCUGCAACAACAUAUUCCUCACUGCUGCUGCUUUGAGCAGGCGUUAGGGCUAUAGCGGAUGUGCCAGCUGGGAAGGACCAAGCUGAAAUUGGAGCCCUCUUGGCCAACUAACCGGAUGUAACUUGACAAUUUUUGUUAGAGAGCACAGAAUGCCAUCAGGAAAGGGAGCUUUCAUCAACUUGAAAGUGAGUACAGAUCAUUGUCUUCCCUGGGAUCUAAUGAUAACGGUGUGAUUGACCAGAAAAAAGUAUAGGAGCCAGAAUAGAUUAUGUCUUUUGUGGACAAACGGAAUGCAAUGGAUCCCUAGGGUGGUUAUAUUCCCCCCUCCCCCUAAUCCAGCUGUUCUUUGACAGUGGUUAUAGCACUCGCACCAUGAUCUCAAGGCACGAGAACUCUUGCAAAUAUGUUGACUUGAAUGAUGGAUGCAUGGCAACUCAUUCAAUAAAAGACACGUCAUAAGUGAAGUUCGUUCCAGUCCCUGAGCAAGUUUAUUGUGUGUAGAUCUCAUUUUCUUUCCUUUUUAUGUUAUGCCACUGGUAUGUAUGUGCUAUACAGUGUAAAGUUCCUAGCAGUUCAGGACAGCAUACAUGGAGUUAUCCCACUGUGUUUUUUUUUAACAUAUCUUUGAGGUAGGUGAAAGAUUAUGACACUGUGUAAUUGCCCAAGGCCAUCCUGUACAUUUCAUGGAUGAGCUGGGGCAAUGCUGGCUCCAGGUCUUAGAGAGCCCCUUUUCCUCAGUGAGAUUACCCCCUCAGUGCAUCAGGUCCAGGUGGUUUUUGUCAGUGGGUCACCUGUUGGCAUGUGGACCCUUGGAAGAUGCCCAGCUAUGCUAACCUAUAUGCUGGCCGUGAGCAGGGUUUAAACAUAGGUCCCCAAUCCCAGCAUUCUCUCUAUUGGGCUGUUCAUUAGCCCUGUUCAUGUGGCAGGUUCCACUCUGAUCCUGGUCUUUGCCACAGGACAGCGGGAUAGUGAUUGUCAUAGUGUGGCAAUUUCCUGACUAGGUGUAGGCUGAUAGUGGCUCCUUCCUUCUACAGGUGUGAAUGACUUAUUAGAAUGGUGCACCAUGGAUAAUCCAGAGACAAUGGAGUACCGUUGGUGGGUGGUUCAUCUGAUAUCCAGUUUUUUUCUGGAUAUGGUUUCACUCUCCCCUAAAGGAUUAGGUUUGCAGCUUGGAACUGCAGUUGGAUCUGGUCUUACCUUAAGAAAGCCCAAGUGGCUUCCAAAACACAUUUCACCAGCAUCUUUUGGUGCACCAAGCCUAGCCUCAAUUAUCAGUGGUCUGAUAACCCUGUAUUUUGGAUGACUAUAAUGUUUUGUAUAUGGGUCUGUUGUUGGGAGAGUACUUGGGAACCUCAGUAAGUACAAAGCAUGGCACCUAUAUUUUCUAACUGGGGCCAACUGAAUCAUGAAACAACUGCAUUAGCUUGGCAGCAUGUUUACUGCUUCUUACCUUUUUAAAGGCCCAAACAGCUCAGGGCCUGGAUACCUGAAGAGGCUGCCACCUUCCACAUGAAUCUGCCUGAGUUUUAAGAUCUCUUUCAAAAGACCUUGUUCGAGUUCCCCACCAUGUUGACUGUGGUGGUUGGGCAAAGGGCUGCCGUGUCCUGUGGCAUCCAGGAUGGGGAAAGCUGUGGCCCUCCAGAUCUUGUGCAUUUCCAUCCCACCACACCAACCUUGCCCAUCUAAUGGUGAGGUAUUAUGGGAGUUGUAGUUCUACAAGGGCUCUCCCCAGAGAAGCUUGGACUCCGGUGCCUUUUGCUCCCAGAUGAGGAGCUUCUUAUCUUCCUUGGUCUUUAAAGAUUAAUUCUUUAGAUCUGUUUGAUGCUGGAAUUUUAGUUCGGUUUUCUGGUUGCCGCUGCUCUUUCAAUUGUUCGUCUUUAAACUUUAAGCCCUGUGGCAGAAGUAUAGGUUAGGAAUAAGCAAGCAUGGCUCCCAACUGGUGACAUGCGUUUCUCAGACCUUCAGACAAAACCUGUUCACCUCCCAUGAGAUGCAGGAGUGGUUCUUUGUUUUUUGAAAGGCGGUGGGAAGGGGCGCUAAUACGAACCAAUGAAUAGGGCCCUUUAAAUAACUUCUGUUGCCCCGUCUUGCUACCCCUGCAAAAGCUACGUUGGUUAGGAGCAGGGUGAAAUGUUGCAUUGUGAGUGUCAAAGAAGGGAGAGCGAGGAAAGCCCAGGCCCAUUAAAAACCAACAUGUCAUCGUACUUUGAUUUCUUUUCAGGCUCUGCAUAUAUUUAUUAGUUAGGGUUCACUGGCCCUACAGAUGCAUGGGAAAAGGCUACCUGCUAUUCAGAAGGAAGAAAAUCACCAUUCCAGCAAACUAGAUUUCUGGCUGUCUUCUGGAGACUGCCAACGCUCCCUUCUUUCCGGUUUUAUUUUUAUUCAUUUUUUAAAAAAAAGAACAUUCUUUUUCACUUCGGACUCACCCCGAAACUUCCCUUGAUUGCAGUGAAAAUGGUGGGGAGAAAAGAUUUGGUAGCCCCUCGGUGACAACAGCAAGGGGAAGCGCAUUGGGGAAUGUAUGGAUAGCCCUUACGCUCUGCUUCACAGGCCUCGGCACUUCAGUUCCUAACAACAUUCAGCCAGUGUCUCCAUAAAAGGGUUGCUGAAUUCGUCUGCACACAUUUCUCUUGUCUCUUGGGGAGAGGGAGAUAUCUUCAGUUGCAGAACUAAUUUUAAUGCAAGAGAGAGAAGCCUCCUUUGGUACCUGCGGGGACCAAACACAAGAAGGAGCUCCCUAGAACAGGGAUAGCCAAUGUGGUACCAUCAGCAGGCCAUCAGCUGUGCUGGCUGGGACUGAUGGGAGUUGGAGUCUAACAACGUCUCCCUCUGACCACCCAUUGUCGCUCUAGCACCAAUCUCCAGGCUCUGAGCCUUUGUUCCUUGCGGGGGUUCCCCGGCUGGUGCCUCCCACCAUUCCUCUGUGUCCAGCCAGUCUGUGACAAGCAGCUCGCAUUGGCAAUAAGAAUAGUAAGGUAAAGGUAAAGGGACCCCUGACUGUUAGGUCCAGUUGCGAAUGACUCUGGGGUUGCGGCGCUCAUCUCGCUUUACUGGCCAAGGGAGCUGGCGUACAGCUUCCGGGUAAUGUGGCCAGCAUGACUAAGCCACUUCUGGCAAACCAGAGCAGCGCACUUGCUCUUUGAUGUGCUUUCGAACUGCUAGGUUGGCAGGAGCAGGAACCGAGCAACAGGAGCUCACCCUGUUGCGGGGAUUCGAACUGCUGACUUUCUGAUCGGCAAGCCCUAGGCUCUGUGGUUUAGACCACAGUGCCACCCGCGUCCCUCAAGAAGAAUAGUAAUCAAUCCUAAUUUCAACAUUUGUAUUGAUAUAGGAAGUCUAUGUGUCCAAAUAGACAUCCAAAUGAGAUUGACGAUUAUAAGAUGUACAUUGCAAUGUAGAAAGGGCAGCACAGACCUCAGACGGUUGAAUAAUGGAUGGUGGGUGUUUAUCCUUCUGAUUUCGCAUUAUGAGCCUGAUCCUGCCCAUGGGUGCUUUGUGGUGCUUCCUACCAGCUGCUGCUACUGCUGCUGCUGCUUCUGCUUCUUCUUCUGCUUCUUCUCCUUCUCCUUCUCCUUCUCCUCCUCCUCCUCCUCCUCCUCCUCCUCCUCCUUCUACUAUUUUUAAAAACUGGAUAGUCUGCUCCAGAGCUUAUAUGGCAUGAACGCUAUUGCAGCACAUAACUACCAAAGUGAAUAAUGUUCCCACUGAAAUUCUGGGCCUCACCUGAGGGCAUGCUGAGACUCAUUCGUUAUCUCCCCUGUCUCCCAAGGGGAAAGAAACCAAACUGGUGGGAAUACUUACCAGAUCUUGGACUCUUAAUUCUGAGGGUGCCCAGGUAGUUGGUUAGGGCUGGCUUUUGGUGCAAAUGCAGCUUUUACCCUGCAUGCUUAGUCGGUUAGAGCAUGGUGCUGGUAAUGCCAAGGUUCUGGGUUUGAUCCCUAAUGGGACAGCUGCAUUGCAGGGGGUUGGGUUAGAUGAUCCUUAGGGUCCCUUCCAGCUCUACAAUUCUGUGAUCGAAUUAGAAUAAACUUUACCAAGAACCCUUGUUCAAACCCCCACUCAUUCUCUCCCCCCUGACCCAAAUAGUUAUUGCAAUAUGUCUCCUGCCUUUGGCUCCCACAUACAGAAUUCCCCCCCUUGCUGUUUUUAAAUAUGAGUCGGGAUACAUGUUAAGCUCUCUCAGCAUUCAGAUAAUGACCACAUCACAGUGGCUUGAAAGGGAGAGCCCCGAGUGUAAACAAGAAGCUCUAAGUCAGUUUAUUUGGCUUGCUUCUUCACUUCCUGGGGUUCUUCUCUCCUUCCUCCCCUUUAUUUUUUUUACCUCCUGUAGCAAAUCUGGACCGAGACUGUUUCAGGAGUGCAGAUGUAGGUCAAAUAACUCCCCUGGAGUUUUGUCCUUUUGCAGCCUUAUUAAGAGGGUGAAGGAGCUCAGUGAACAGCUGAACUGGAGAUUAGCCAAGAAACUCUGUUCUGCCUCUCCCAUCUUUUGGGACGCACCAAUAUCCCUAGGCUGUAGCUAGCAUGCAAGGAUAAUUUGGGGGCGGGGGGUGAUUAAUACAUAACUCCAGUGCUUUGCUCCCACUUGCUAUACACAUUUAUGCAAACACUGUAGUUCUGCAAAAAGCGCAAUGCAAACAUUUGCUUUUGUUUUAAAAAUAUAUUCCUUUCCUUUGCUUUAUUCACCUUAAAGGAACACCAAUAUUUUUAUUAUACAACGUCCUGUCAAAAUAGAACCUUGGUUGCUUGAAGGUGUGCCCUGCAGCUAAGAUGGUUGAAACUUAAUAAUAAUAAUAAUAAUAAUAAUAAUAAUAAUAAUAAUAAUAAAUUUUGUUGUUUUUUCCAAGGAUAGUUCAAACUUGGAGUUUCGUAAAAGCUCCUGUGCUUGACAGGCACGAUAGCAGAAUAGUUAAAGAUUUUUUUUUUUUAAUUGUUGCUCUUUAAACAGGAAACUGUGGCAAAUGGACAGCCCACCAUUCCCUUCCCAGCCCUUCUCCAGCUCUCGCUUCUCAAAGUUGAAAACACAAUUUUUCCAGGAGUCAACCACCACCAGUAUUGAACUGGAAUAAUGAGCAUGUGUAGAUUGCCUUCCUUCCGCUGUAGUUUAUACCCAUGAAUUUAGGAUUAAGAAACUGGGUUCUGGCGCCCCUCUGUUGUUGUUUAAAUAAAUUAAUACAGCAUUAAGUUAUUUAGGAGGCCUGUGCAGGCAUUGUGCAGUUACCAUUGUGUGAGUGGAGGAGCAGGGAUGUGUUCCUUGGUCCUUACCACUAGUUGUGGUGAUGGCCUCCCACUUAGAUGUCUUUGAAACAGGGUAAUAGACAGAUUCACGGACAAUAGGGCAUUCCAAAUGAUGUUAGUAGAUUUCUAUCAGCCCCAGCCAGCAUGACCAGUGGUCAGGGAUGCUGGGAGCUGCAGUGCAGCCAACAACUGGAGGGCACCAGGUUGAGAAAGGCUGGUGUAUUGCUAUGUAUAAACUGGCUCUGCAUUAGCUUGCUUAUUAAGACUGUAAGCUGUUUUUCACUUCGCUCAAUAUCUCAGAAAAGGCAGCUUCACACAGGUUUUGCAACAUGUUUGGACUUGCUAAAAUAAGUAAUGAAUGGACUUAGGGGGCAAAUGAUUGAUCAACAAAAUGCCUUAAUGGGUUCAACAGUCCUAGUCCUGUGCACUUCAAACUUAUCAGUUCACCAGUCUCUCUCCUUCCCCUUUAAUGCUUCUCUAACAUCUUGGGAAACCUGUUUGCUACAGACAUGCACUGAGUGACAUGUCCUGUCACUCCCUCACACAGGAUGCGACUCUGCGCUUGACGGCAUUUGUGUGGUGGCAUUUGAGUGCAAACAAAAGAACUGACAGGAAACAUCACUUUUGCACAAACAGUAUCAAUCUCUCCUGGAAAUAAAUGCAAAGCAUUAGUGUCUGUUUGGGUUUCUGUUACCAUCAGAAGGACAAGCCAAAAAGCUACGGCUUAGGCACUGUAUAAAGCAGAUGCAUUUGUCACCUGUUGGUGUGCUUCCUUUCUCUUAUCUUCUCUCUAACCUUCCCAGGGAGUGCUGUCCAACAUCUCCUCCAUCACCGACUUGGGAGGUUUCGAUCCAGUCUGGCUCUUCCUUGUGGUAGGAGGAGUGAUGUUCAUUUUGGGGUUUGCAGGAUGCAUUGGAGCCCUGCGAGAGAACACCUUCCUUCUCAAGUUUGUAAGUAGCCUGUGCAGCUGGCUGUAGCCAUUUCCUGCUUGAAGGACCAAUUUCAUGGAAAGCUGUGUUUCGAUGCUGAUUUUAUUUACAGGCAAUCCUUGUUUUGCGCGGGGUGAACAUUCCAUAAGCCUGCCCCGCCCCAUCACAUUCCACCCCUUUUUGUGGCACCUCUAGGACAUUUUGGGGCUACUUCCGGGUUCGGUGCCGUGCGCACGAUUGCGCGUCAUUCAGAUGCGCCUAAAUUGAUAGUUGCCUGUAUUUACUCAUUGAAAUAUUUAUGAUCUGCUGCUCAUUAAAAAGAAACAGCAAUCAGAUCAGUUUACAACAGUUAUACAUAAAAUUAUACAGUCAAAGAAACCAUAUAAAUACGUUAAAAAACAGGAAUCAGGUAACUGUUAUGGAAAGAUGUAUUCUUAAUUGCCCUCAUAAGUCUAAUGGAAUAGAAACGUUUUCAGCAGGCAUUUAAAAGUUCAAGCAGAAGGUACCUGUUGAAUCUUUGUUGGCGGAAUAUUCCACAAUACCAGGUCAAUGACACCAAAGGCUUGGUUUCUCGUAGAAAUGACAUGCAAUUGAAAAGGCAAUUUAAGGAACCGGUGGGAGGGAAGUCACAGGAUCAGGAGAAUCUGGAUUUGAUAUUGUUGUGAAUAAUUUUGUUUGUUUGUUUGUUUGUUUGUUUGUUUGUUGUUGUUGUUGUUGUUGUGUGUGUAUAAAACAUUUCUCUUCAACCAUGCAUUGGGCUGAUUAACAUCCUAUAUAGCCUUUAAAAUGUAUUUGUGUGGGGGUGUUAUUGUUUUGUUUUUGUUUCCAUUAUGUAUUUUGUCUUUUUAUCUUGUCUUUUUUUGCUAUGAACUUUCCUGAGAUCUUCAGAUGAAGGGCGGUCUACAAAUGUAAUAAAUAAUAAUAAUAAUAGGCAAUAGGACUUUACCUUUUCCUUCCUUUCAAACAUUUUUUAAUUAAAAAAAAAACUCUGCUAAUUUUUCUAUAUGAGUAAAGUGUACACUACCCGACUGCCCUCACUUGUCGCCUCUUGUGUCUCAGGCUAGGGAAGCAAACGAGGCAACGACAAUUAAGCUUGGCUUCCAUUUAUGUCCAAACGUGGGAUAAGUGUUCGUUACUCAUCAACAAGCUAAUGAGUAAUGAACUAAUCAGGCUUAAAUCAUAGGUUGUUGUUGCCUUACAGCAUGCAAUGGUUUAUUGAUUCCAAUAAAUGGUCAGCAACUAUGGCUUGCAAUGAUGUAGGAACAUAGCCAGUGUCUUUCAUAAGCCCAAAUAUGUUGUGCCAAUUGUUGACAGUGUUGAAAGUGAGAGUACUUUUGCUUCUCACAGGCUGAAAAGGAGAACGAAGAUUAUGCCCCUGCUCUAAGGCAGAAUCCUCUAUAUUAGUGAUUGGAAAUUGUCCCAUGUCAUCCACAGUUAUAGAAUCAAACCUAUGAAGUCAUUUAGCUCCUUUCUACCUCCUCAACCUAAUUGUGUGUUUGCGCAUAUGUUGCCGUUGACUGCCCAAUUCCUAUGGGCCUAUUUCCAGUGAAUACUUAAACAUGCUUAAUACUCAUUCCUUCUCUCCGUGGAAUCCUGGGAACUGUAAUUCUAUAAGGGAGCUGUGGUGGUUAUAGAAUUUCUAACCCCCUUGCCAGAUUACAGUUCUCACAAGCCAUAAAACUUCCAAGAAUACUGUAUAUCUCCUUUGCAGGGUGAGUAGAUUUGCACGCUAGUUCGUUGUUUCCUUGGGAAGGCUUGUUGGAAAUGUUGGGCUUUAAAUCCAGAACACCGCAAGACUGCUGCUGGAUCAGGCCAGAGGUCCACGGAAAGCUUGGAAGCAGAACCUGAGCACAACAGCUCUCUCCGCACAGCAACUGAUAUUAUUAUUCAGAGGCGUAUGGCCUCUGUCAGUUAAGCCACAGCAUAACCAUUGUAUGGCUCAGAAAGGUGAACUUAGUUAAGAAGACCUGAUUCAUUUGAGGUGGGAUUGACUCCUUUGUGGGAUUUGGUUUCUAGGUGCCUUUUUCAUCUGAGUAAACUCAGAUCUGGACUCUGUAGUUUGAUCCAUGUGUGAAGGCCCAGCCCUGGCGCAGCUUGCCUCCCCACGGCUCCAGAAGGUCACAGGAGUUCAGCCACACUGAGGGAGCCUGUUGUGGGGGUGCCUGGCUGCACUCCCCCUCAGAAUUUUGCACCUGGAGCCACUGCCCCUUUGACCCCCUCCCUGCACUACGCCAUCGUCCCCUUUGAAAUUAGUGGACUUGAAGUCUAUUCAUUUCUGUGGGCCUACUCACGAGAAUAACUAAUAUGAGAUAUCACCCUAUGAUUCAUUGGGAAGCUGAAUUACACAACCAACUGCACACAGCUCUCCUAACUUGGUCUGAUGCCUGAUCCCAGAAAAGUGGCCCCCAACCCAGUGAGUGGUGAUUCCGCGUCUGUCACGAUCAGCACACAUGAUGUUGCUUAGCAGCAGGGCAGCUGCGGUGCUCUGCUCUCAAAGUGCUCAUUUGGCACGGUGCCGUGUCUUAAAGAUUUGUCGCGGAAGCCAAAUAAUCGAAGGCCUUAAAAAAAUGACUUUACUAAAAUUACUCCUCUUCUUCAUCUUUGCAGUUUUCAGUAUUCCUAGGAAUCAUUUUCUUCCUGGAACUUACGGCUGGUGUUCUGGCAUUUGUCUUCAAAGACUGGAUCAAGGACCAGCUGUACUUCUUUAUCAACAACAACAUCCGAGCAUACAGAGAUGACAUUGAUUUGCAGAACCUCAUAGAUUUUACACAAGAAUAUGUAAGUGCUUUUGCUUGCUUUAUGACAGGGGUGAGUUCCUCCAGAGGUUGCUGACCCGCAACUCCCGUCAUUCUUGAUCAUUGGCCAUGUUGGCUGGGACUGUUGGGAGUUGGAGGGCCACAUGUCCCCAGUCCCUGAUUUUGAAGGGAAUGUACCUUCCACCACCCCUGUUUUCAUUUUCAUUUCUCAGCUCUUUAUUUCUGAAAGGAGCCAAGCAAGCGAAACGUUUUAUGGAACAAUGCGAAGCUUGUUCCCUGUGAAUAAUGCGCUUAUGAUUGCAACUAAGCAAUAGAGUAAUUAACUUUAUUAGGAAAUGCUUUGUAUUUCAUCCAGACAAGUUCUCCUUCUUGUGCAAGGAUUUCUGCUUGCACGAUGGAAUUUCUGCUCCCUCUCCUCCUCAAGUGUGCCCACCUAAGUCUGCUCUGGCGGGUUGGUGGGGGGAGUCUGUAGAACAAAUUUGUGAGGUGUGCAGAGGGAGGAGAAGGAGGGAAUUUCCAUUGCGGUCCUUGCAUAAAGGAGACUACUUAGUUGGAUACAACCUUAGUCUUUAUGGCAGUGUACUAUUCUUGGCUAUGCUUCUUUCAGGUGACUUAUCCCCAUUUUCAUGGCAGAAUGAGAAACGCUAGAUUGUUGCUAUGCUUUUGGACAUAGAAUUUUUUUUUUGUCCAAGGGCAAGAUUAGAAAGCCUAUUGCUGUAGUUGUGAGGAAAGCAAGCCAAAAUGAAACCCUGUAAUGUGCAGUCCAAAACAUCCUGCUCAAGACGGGUAAAGUGAAAUAGUUUCCCCCCUGAAGGCUCCAUAGAGUCUAGCUUUUUAUUUGUACAUCAUAAACAUCAGAAGCGUAUAUAGUAAAGAUGGGAAGAAGCCAGUGCAUAGGCUUUGAUUUCAUAUGCCCGGUGCAUAUAAAUUCACCACUGUGGGUUGCAUCAAACAGUUUGCUUCUCCAUGUGGCCAGCUGACUCUGUGUGGCAGCUUCCCAUGUGGAUUUCCUCUGCAUCAUCUUAAACCACCAAAAACUGUGGUUUUAAGUAAGAUUGCCCUGCCUGCCCGGUCUGUUGCUGCACAUACAAUUUCUUCAAUGAGUUUUGGGGAUUUGUGAGAAAUGUAGUUAUACAUGCACGAUAACAGGCACCCAAUACUUCUGCGUGUUUUUUCAACACGGAAAAAGCUUGACAUGCUGUUACCCAGAACAGUAGCUUGCAAAUCCACUGGUGGUUCUUGGCUUGUGUCUCAACCCUCUGGUAAUACAUUUUCUCCUUCUCCAGUAAAACGGCAGAGAGAUCUAGCAGUAGUGGUGAUUCCGCCUGUAAUAACUGUUGGCUUUCCUCCAGUGGCAGUGCUGCGGAGCCUUUGGAGCAGAUGACUGGAACCUCAACAUUUAUUUCAACUGCACAGACACCAACGCUAGCCGAGAGCGCUGUGGGGUGCCCUUUUCCUGCUGCACUAAGGAUCCUGCUGUAAGUCAGCUGGCAGCGCUGCUAUUCCCUGGGGAAAGCUGCUGCAUGCAAACGGGAGGCUGCCUUUUAUGCUAAAAGAACUCUGUGUGAAUGUGUGCUGGUCCUCUUUAAUGGACCUAUGUCUUGCUGCCAGCUCAAAGCAUGCACAAAAGCUUUGCAGAGUCAGGGUAUCCUAUGCCUGUCAAUACACCUUUCACCUUCUUGAGGUGACUAUUGCCAGGCUACCUGCAUGCAUCUAUAAUGGGCUGCAGCCAGUGACCAAACUAGUUGUCUAAUUGUACUGGAUGAGUAAUAAAGACAGUGGGGGGAAGAGGUGAUGCCAGUGCUAAUUAUAGAGACACGAACUCGUUAACUUGGCAUGCUUGGGUGUCCAUAAUUAAGCCCUGCUAAGAUGCAGCUAGCUUUGUAUUAAGAUUAGGACUCUAAUCUGCAAAUAAGAGAGAUGGGAUGUACUAUUUAAGAUACAUCAUCUAUCGUCCCUGGUCAUUGGCCUUGCUAGUUGGGAGCUAAUGGGAGUCAGCUACUGGAGGACUGCAGAUUCCCUAUACCUGCUUUCAGACCAUGGACAUUUGGCAGGAUGAAGGGAGAAAUUUACCGGUGCCUUUUUAUGUUUUCGCAUUUUUAGGAAGAUGUCAUCAAUACUCAGUGCGGCUACGAUGCCAGGCAAAAACCAGUAAGUCCCUGCCCAUUUCACUUGGUGUAACUUCUGUGAGAGAGGAUGGGAAAGAAGGUGGAAUCCAAAGGGAAGGGUUGCAUGGUUUGAUUUGUGUGUUUUCUUUUCAUUUGCUGUUCCCUCCAGGAAGUUGACCAGCAGAUUGUUAUCUACACGAAAGGUUGCGUCCCCCAGUUUGAGAAAUGGCUGCAAGAGAACCUCACUAUAGUGGCUGGCAUAUUCAUUGGGAUUGCAUUACUGCAGGUAUUGAUUGAUUGCAUUCAUGUUCUGGCUUUCCUCUAAGGAGCUCAAGGUAGUAUAUGUGGUUCUCUUCCUCACGACAACCUUGAUGUCCUUCAUCUCAUAGCUUUCAGACCCACGUGGUUAAUCCACGCUGCACGCUUGAUGUGAAAUAGGAGGAAGUGAUUCCUACUUGCUUCUUGUAAAAGCCAAGGGUUGUCCCUCUGGCAAGUAACCUAAACAAGACUGGAAUUAGUGGUGGACACCAACUUGUUUCCCAUCUUGUGGAUCUUCUGGCUUCUGUAGCUAUGAGAAGCCCCUGUAGUGCUGUGUGUUUGGAAUGUUCUGGAAGGCCUGUGGAAGUCUGUUCCAAUAUCCUUCCUGGAUGCUAGGCAAGGGUGGGUGGGAUUCACCUACCUAGUCCUGUCAGUGGAAGUAGAGUGGAAGGAUUCUGCUUGUGCAACAGAGCUCACCUCCCCCAAAAUUGGCUCUGGUGGAGUGGGAGAACCCCCAGGACAACAUGCAGGAAGGAAGGGGAGCGAGGGGAGGUCAUUCUGUCUGGCAAACUGGAAUGCUUGUGUAGACAGAAUGAUUGGAAGAGCACAAUGUUGAAGCCUGCCCUUUGGCUGCAAUCCAUAUCACACAGUGUUUGGGACUUUUUAAUAUGGAAAAAAAAGGUAAGAGGGGGUGUAUUGGUUGCAAGUCGCUUUGGGUUGCCGUGGGCAAGAUAAAGCGCCUAACAGAUUUAAAAAAUAAUAAUCAUGGCACAGGUCUGUGCACAGUGUUUUUCCUCCCUCUCUCAAAAUACUAGAGCUGGGGCGCAUCCGCUGAAGUGGAAUGGUGGGAGAUUCAGGGCAGGCAAAAGGAAGCGCUUCUUCACAGAAAGCACACCAAACUUAGAUGGCUUUAAAAUGGGAUUAGGCCAAUUCAUCACAGAAUUGUAGCAUUGGAAGAGACCCUAAGGGUCAUCCAGUCCAACCCCCUGCAAUGCAGGAAUUAAGGGCUACUAAUCACGAUGGCUAUAUUACCUCCAGUAUCACAAGCAGCAUGCUUCUGAAAGCCACUUGCUGGGAAUGCCAGGUGGGCAGGAUGCUGAUGUCCUGCUUGCUUCCUUCCCACAGGCAUCUGGUUGGCCUCUGUGAGAACAGGAUGCUGGACUUUGGCCUGAUCCGGCAAGGCUAUCCUUGUUUUUGUGGUUCUUAACUGUAGGCAGUUAAAUCCACUUUAAUGGGACAGCUCCAUAUUAAAUGGGGUGCGGACGGCCUGCCUAGAACCAGGUUACGUGGUUUCUUGGGUGCAUAGAUUUGACCCGCUUCCAGACAACACUUGAACCUCAUGUCUUCCAGAUAUUUGGGAUCUGCUUGGCUCAGAACCUGGUUAGCGAUAUAGAAGCUGUCAGAGCCAGCUGGUAAACUCGCCGACACAAGCGGCACGAGACACCGGCCAGCCUCACCUCUCGGAAAGCUCCAGUGUGUCGCGUGGGCGCCAAGUCAUAUGGAAGUGGGUGACAGUGAAGUCUCGAGUUCUCAAAUGGCCGGAAGUGCCUCAGACCGUUGUUUAUUCCAGAGGGAACAGCUCCAGCCACCCGUUCGCCGACGAAAGCUUCCGAAAGCCCCAACCCGAACUUGUGUUGAGCUGCGACUCUCUGGCGCACCCUUGACUUGAGUCUCUGGUGGAUGCUCUUUUCUUCCUUUUUUUGUGGUAAAUGGCCUGUGUCAGUGAGACCUCAAUCGCCGCCUGGUUUACUGGGCCCCACUCUUCAUUCUCCGUGUCACAAGCCUGUCUGCCGCUGCCAAACGUGAGGCAAUUUCUCUCAUCAGUGCACACCAAAAGGAGCGGCGUGCCUUUUCAGCAGACGGGAGGCCUGGCGCUCCCUUCUGGAAGAGAACCUGUCAAAUAGAAAGCCACUUUCCCAGUCCUUGGCUCCUUCGCUUACUGGCAGGAAAUGAGGCUCCCCUUGGAAGCUCUGAUUAAGAUCUGCUCUGUAAUGCCCUCUGUUGGGGACCAACUGUGUGUAAUUAUUUUCCAGUCUCUCGCAACCUUGUCCCACAAGGGAGAAGGGGUGGGAUUUGAUGUCUUAAUCAACAGGUUUGAGGGGGAAUGUGCCGCUCUUGUCCUCCUUCACCACUGAGUUGGCAACAUGUAAGGGAGUUGGAGGAUGAAGUCUCGAACCAGCUUUUUAACUAAGAGAAUGGGAGGUGUGGUAAACAUAAAGGGGGGGAAUACCCUACAGCGUACCAAAUUUCAUGAGUAAAAUGGUGGAAUUUGUGGAAUAGCCUUCAAUCUCCUUUUUGUUCUUGUAUUUGAGUGCAGCUGCGCAGGUGUUCAAGGUAGCCCCUUGGGCCAGCCAUCUCCAGCCGGAUUGCUCGCUUCCCUCCAUUUUUAUUUUUGCAUGUAGUUGCUAUAAUGAUCCUUAGGAGUCUAUUCAGUGUGACUUGUCUGGGUAUCUGUGGUUUCUGAGUAGGCUUCCAAUUCCAACUUGCAUAUUUAUUAGCGUAGAUGCGGAUGAGAUAAGAGAAUUCACAGCCCUUGUUUUGCAGUGAGAGAAAUGAUUUCACCUCUGUUCAAGUACCUCCGCAGACCGCUUGCAUCUCUUCUUUAAAAUCUCUCCCUCCCUCGUGUCUUUUUCUGUGAUUCAAAUAGCAGUAGUUUAUUUAAACAGAAUUUCUAAAGGCUUUAAAGAAAAACAAAUAAUAAUUCACAGCCUCUGUUUUCAGGGCAGGUGAAGACAUUAGGAUUUUGGAAGAAGCACAAUACAAAACUCCCUUUAGGACCAUGAUCCUAAAUAGGUUCUUUUUUGUUCUUUGUUCUUUUUGCAUGGGCAUUCAGUUCUUUGUGAAUGUGUUUAGGGCCUGAGUAUAGGUAUUUAUAUUUGAUUUAGAUUUAAGCAUCAAUGAAAAUCGCAAAAGUUGAAGGUGCCUUCUACAAAAGAAUUGACUUUAGCAUCUCUUAUCAAGGAGAUGGCGUUCGACUAAGCCUGUUGCAUCUGGGGUGGGAGUGGGGAGGAAUCUGUUAAACUCUUUUCAUUAUCUGGCAGGGAUAACAUGCAUCUUAAGGUGGCGUGUGGGAAAAGUUAAGUUCCGGAUAACCGCUGUAAUUGUCGUUUUAGACACCUUAAUCGGAACCGAAUUCAAAACAACCUGCCUCUUUAUACAAGCCACCUCUUAGUUUUAGUGGAUGAUUGACAGCCUAAAUUGACCCCUUCCCCCAAAGCUGCCAUUAAAGCAGAGAAUGGGGGCCCCAUGACUUAUAAGUCCCUGACCGUUAGCCAUGCUGACCAGGCCUGGUGGGCGUUAGGAUGACAACAACCUCAGACUCACAGUCCCUUUAAAAAUAACAAUAUAUUUCCUCAGUAUUACCUCAUUCUUAAGAGACCCAGCGUGGCUGCCUUGACUGAAUAUGGGACACUGGGGGUCCCCAGCGGCUAUCUGCAGUGGCUCUGCCAGGGGCAUAUAUAAAAUCUAUUCUCAUUGUCUCACAGUCCUGUGAGCCUCCAUUACCUCCUAAGCUUUGUUUGGGCUGCUGCUGAAGGGGAAGGAAACAAACCCCUUUUGCCCAGGAGUGGCAGAAUAGUGUUACGGACAAAAAAUGGCAGAGUUGUGGGAGAACUUCUGGGUUUGCAGAGCUGAAGAGGCCAUGCAUUCCAGAAAUGAGGCCAAACGCCCGAGAAUGACAUGGACGUAUUCUGCCUGUAACAGUGAGUAUGCAGAGGAAACAUUCCUUGUGGCUUCUGCUGCUACUGUAGGUUUCUGAAUAAGAAUUUUUCCAUCCUUCUGCUUGAAGAUCAUCUACAUCCUUCACCAACUAGCUAGGUGUCCUCAAGAUAUUUUCGACAACCACUCCCGUCCGCCCCAGCCAGCACAGUUGGUGGUGAAAGCUGAUUUUGUUCUGGCUUCUCUCUGCUCCCCUUCCUUUGCCAAGCAUAAGUUUAUGUGACCAUUUGUAACUUGGUGGUGGGUUGUGUGUGUGUGUGUUUGGGUGACUCUUCCUUGUCGCAACUCUAAAACUUUCUUGUUAACUUUCUGCCACCAUGUGGUGAGGCUUAUAAUGGCAACCUUUUUCAUAAUUUCCUUGUAUUGGAAUUUCUGUAUGCUUGACCUAAAGAGUUGUUGUCUUCUUGGUCCCAGAAGAGAGUAAGCCUAGAAACUCAGAAAUUGUGUUGUGUUGCAUGCAUGGUUUGCAUGUCUCUAGGUCCUGGUGGAAACUGAGGAAUUCUAAUAACCUCCCCUCUUUAAUUCCUAGUGCCCUUUUUGCUGUUGCAAAGAGCUGAACAGUUUAGAUUCCGUCAGCUGUUUAGUGUGUGUGCUGCAGCUUUUAUAACCCUGGUUAAUAGCUCCUUCAGAUUCCAUAGGCAUUAGGGAUGAGGCAUUUGCCUCUGAAAUUUAGAAUGUUUCGAAGAACUUUCCGACUCACUUUCUUAUGGCUCAUACACAUUUAAGCAAGCAGUGUGCACACUAUCUAAUGUGGACCUGUUCUCUCCACCCCACCUGAGUCCAUGACUGCAAAUCAAAUCUGCAAAUCAGAUUUAACUGUCAGCAGGCCCCCAGCUGAAACAAUAAGAUGCUAUAAACUGUGCGUAGAGAGAACUUAACCGUUCACUUAUUAGGUUGAAAAACAAGUGUCAGAGAGCUGCCGAUUGAUUUUUAUUUCUGUGAUGAAUGAAUUUCAAAGUGGCUUACAACCAAUAAAUAACCAUAACAUAAUAAAACCUAAUAGCACAUUGCGAAUACAGCAUAUAUCAUAUACAAUAAUUAACAGAUUAUAAAUAAAACAGUUGCAACAAAAAACAACAUUAACUAAACAGCAACUAAAAAAUAAGCUAAACCUCACAGGUACAGCAAGUCAUAGGAUUAACAAAUCAAUGUGACGUUUAGAAUCUAUAAUAAACGAUAUUAAAAACAUUAACAAAAUAGCAACUAUUGGUUGGUAUUUUAUAAGCUAGGCACUAAGUUCAUUCACACAAUCUCUGCACCCCAUGACCCCCCUUUAAAACUAAAUAAAGCUAUACAGCAAACCAGCAAGACAAUAAUUACUAAUUGAAACAAUAAUUGCAUUUAUACUAAAACUAAACUAAACCCCAGCCCCAACAAACGUCCAUCCCGCCCACAACAGCGCAUAGAAACAAAAAGAAAAAACAAGAAAAACAUUUAAAACACCAUGGAUUAACAAGUAUUUUAAACAUUUUAAAACAUUUUUGACAUGCUCAGAGUAAGUGUGGGCCCCACCCCCUAGGCCAGGUGGAAAUGGGCCUUGCAGCAGGGAGCUGUUUUCCCUCCACUUUGACCAGCUGCUGCUUAUCAAUGUCAGGUUGCUGGAAUGUCAUCAAUCUGCCAUUUAAUUCUGAAAGAAUCUGCACCUGCCAACCUGGCUUUUAUUUUCUGAGAGCAGGCUGGAUGAAGCUGAGAAUCCUGAAUCCACCCAGCUGGCCCCAAUCAGGUGUUUAGCUUUGAACCAGCCUAUGGAGGAAAUCUGGCCAGUACAGAAAAGAUGUAGCAUUUAGUAUUUUCUCCCCUAGACCUCAUGGAGCCAUGAUUCUCUCUGGUAAGUAGUGUUCUGGAAGAAGUGUCUCCUCUGGUUAUUGAAGGAGGAUCUUCAGGGUCGAAGCUGUCCUUCAGAUCUACUUGUUCUUCCAGGUAAGAGGGCUCACGGUUCUGGCACCUCCUUAACUCACAGCGGCAGUUCUCCGUGCACGAUGUAUUCCACUUACGGCAGCCACACAUUUUAUUUGCGCAGCCCCCUUGGCAGGCGCACUGCAGAUUUCUCCUACUGGAUGUUCUGAGGAAUACCUGUGGAUCUUCCACUUUGACCUCAGAAUAUGAGUCUUCGUCAUCUGUGACGAUCAUUCGCCUGUGAGUCUUAGAUUGACUGGAGUCGUAGGGGGACUCCAGGCUGUCUGGUGCAGAGGCCUGCUGGCCACUUCGGAGCUUCUGGCCGCUGGCAGUCUGAACAGAUGUUAGUUUUUGUUGGAGAGUUUGGAGGUCUUCACGGAGCUCAUGGUUCUCCUUCAAAACCUCUGCUAUGGUGUUCCUAUCUUCUUCUGCAUCUGGGUCAUCUGGCCUGCUGUCUUAGUGACGCUGCAGCUUAGUCCUCCCCCCUUUUAAAAAAAAUUAAUCUUUAUUUUAAAUAUUAAGCCCCUUCACCACAAAAAGAAAAAACAAAUCACCUCACAUACAAAGAAAAUAUUACAUAAAGAAUAAAGUUCUUCCAUAAAUUAAGACUUCUGUCCUACCCAGUAUGGGUCCUUCGUUUCAUUGAUAACUGCGUGUUUGUAUAUCCCUUAACUUACCACUGUUUAACCAUAUUCUUUGUAGCAUAUAACAUUGCAGAAGUUAUUCAAAGCAUAUCAAAGAAUACAUCUGAGAACAAUGUUCUUUUACAUAUAAUCUGAAUACACCCCAUUCUAUGUUGAACCUUUGGUUUAACUGAUUCUUAAUUUUUCCUGUCAUCUUUGCCAGUUCUACAUAAUCACAUAAUUUCACCAGCCAUUCCGGUUUAGUUGGUAUUUUAUCUCCCUUCCACCAUUUAGCUGUUAACAUUCUCACAGCAGUAGUUGCCUACAUAAAUACCUUUCUGAGUUCCUUUGGGAUAUCUGCUGCAAUCAUACCCAAAAUAAAGGCUUCUGUGUUUUUUUAAAUAAAAGUUAAUUUGAACUUUUUUUAGCUCAUUAUAAAUAAUUUCACAAAAGUUUUUUUUUUCCUUUUUACAUUUUCACCACAUGUGGUACAUUGUUCCCUCUACUUCUUUGCAUCUCCAGCAAAGAUUUGAGCUGGUUUUAUACAUUUUUGCCAGCUUGCUUGGUGUAGUAUACCAUCAAUAGAGCAUCUUCAUGUAAUUUUUUUUUAAAGGUAUAGCAAGCUGUAAACUUUUAAGUCAUUUCUCCAAAUGCCAUCUCCCAGGAUGCCAUCUGAAUAUUAUAACCAAAAUCUUUAGACCACUGAAUCAUCACUGAUUCAACCUCCUCUUCUAUCACUUCCAAAUCCAAUAGCAGUCUAUACAUUUUAGAAAGUAGUUUAUUCUUAUUUUGUAGUAGAUCUUUCUCAAGUUUCGAUAUUUCAGUAGCAAACCCUUUUAUUUUAUCUAAUUUAAAUGUCAUUCAGUUGAUGGUACUGUACCCAAUCAGUUAGGUGGUUUCUAAUUUCCUCAAACUUUUAGCUUCCUCCUCAAGUAGUUCUUUAUAAGUUGUCCAGUUUUUCCUCAUAUUAUUUUUCUUUGCUGAAAUUGCCUCUAGUGGUGAUAUCCACCAGGGCGUUUUUGCUCUAGCAGGUUUCUAUAUUUACCCCAUACCCCAUACAAUGAUCUUAUUAUGCGAUUCAAAAAACCUUUAUGGACUUUGACUUUUUUUGUAACACAGAUACGCGUGCCACGCAAAUCUAUUGUCAAAACCCUCCAGAUCCAACAAAUCUAUAUUUUGUAAUGUCAUUCAGUCUUGUAACCAGCAAAGGCAGGACGCCUCAUAGUAUAGCUUUUAAGUCUGGCAGGGAUAAACCACUUCUGUCUUUGAUGUCAAUAAACAAUUUGUUUGAUUCUGGAUCCCCCCCCCCCGCCAAAUGAACUUUGAUAGGUCUCUUUGCCACUCCCUGAAGUGUCCCGCCCCACCGACAACCAGGAACGACUAGAACAAAAACAGCAUCAUUGGCAGAACAUUCAUUUUAAUUGCAGAUAUCCGUCCCCAAAACGAGAGAUUCAGUCUGCCCAAAAUCUCUUAAGCCUUUUUUAAAUCUCUUUCCACAUCUUUAGAUAAUUAUCUUUAAAUAGAUUGAUAUUUUUCGCUGUCAGCCAAAUUCCUAAAUAUUUAACUUUUUUACUUGUUAUACCAGAGAUUCUUUGUAAUUCAGUUCUAUCUUGCUCUACCAUAUUUUUCACCAGCAGCUUAGUUUUGUUGUUGUUGUUGGAUAUAAAGCCUGCCACCUGGCCAGAAUCGCGAAUUCUUUCCAAAAUUUUGGGAGAUUCUCUUUCCGAUUUCCUGUUGUAAUUACGAGAUCAUCUGUGAAGGCAUUUAAUUUAAAUGAUUUGUUCCCCACCAUUAUUCCUUUUAUACCUUUAUCUCCUCUUAUUCUCCUUGAUAGGAUUGCCAAAACUAGUAUAAACCGUAAUGGGGACAAUGGACACCACAGUCUUGUUCCUUUCGUUAUCUUGAAACUUUAUGUUAUUCCAUUGUUUAUAAUUUAGCUUGCUGAUUGAGAUAAAUCACAUUAAUUCCUUUGCUAAAAUUUUCCCCGUCCCAUUGUCUUUUUCAUGAAGUUCCAUAAGAUGUUAUCAAAUGCCUUCUCUGCAUCGACGAACAUUAAAGCCGCCUGUUUAUCAGUCCUCUCCUCCAGGUACUCCAACAUGCCUAUUUCAAUUCUUAUGUCGUUUUUCAUUUGGCAUCCCGGAAGAAACCCCGCUUGAUCUUCAUGAAUUGUGUCCUUCAAAAUCCUUUUUAAUCUAUUUGCCAAAAUGUCCGCAAAAAGUUUAUAGUUGUUAUUUGAGAGGGAAAUCAGUCGAUAGUUUUGUACUAACAUUAGAUCCGUACCUUGCUUGGGGAUUAAUGUUAUGUAAGCAUCUUGCCAUGAUUCUGGCAAUUUACCUUUAUUUAAUAUCUCAUUCAUAACAUCCUUAAGAGGUUGUAAUAAUGACUCUUCUAGUUUCUUAUAAUAAAUAGCUGAUAGUCUGUCUGGUCCUAGUGUUUUCCCAAGUUUUGCCUUAGAGAUUGCCUGUUGUAUUUCCAUCAUUGUGAUCGAGGAGUUUAAAUAUGUGAUUUUCUCUCUGGGAAUCUUAGGAAGUGUGCUGCCAAAUAUAGCAGUUCUUUCCAAGAAUAUCAGGCCAAAAGGAAUGAGGAGGUGGAAGGGGAACCCAAAACAGUUUUAUUAACAAAUAAACAGCAGACAUGCAAAGCAUAAAAUAAAACAUACCGACAGGGGCUACCCAGUCUCCCCUUCAGCUGCCUGGAGCACCAUGUAGAGCAGCAGGAGAAAGACCCUGACCAUCGGUCUCCUAGCAUCAGGUCCUUUGAUCUGAGUAGAAGCUCACCGGGUCCCUCCCACCUAUGGCUUUUAUAGCCUGCCUUGAUGUAAUCAAGUGCACCUGGCAUUACUCAUGAUUAGCCCAGGACCCCGAGAUGGAAUUAAUACAGAGCGGCUGAGAGUCUCCCACUACUUGCAGCCGGGCAUCCAGUCAGCACUUGCAACACAGAAGAACCCAAGAAACUCCCGACAGGUGUGUGAAACACAAGAAUCCAGCAGACCUCCAACUGGGGAUGUUAAAGGAAAAGGGACAUGCUACCUAACUCCUCGAAAUACAAUUGUCUUCCGCAUUUCCACUACAGGGAGGUUAUUUUGUUUUAAAUAUUCUUCUGUUUUUUCUUGCUAUUAUUCUCCUGCUUGAUAUAAAUCCCUAAAGUAAUUUAUAAUUUUUUUACUUAGCUUUUGGUUCAUUUAUAAUCCCGCCCAUCCCGUUUAUUUAUCACCUUUUCACUCUCUUUUUUCUUUAAUUGCCAGGCUAGCAUUCUCCCCGGCUUAUUAGCAAAUUCAAAGUUCCUUCGUUUUAACAUUUUAAUUUUCCAUUCCAUUUUCACAAGUAUGGAGUAUUGCGUUUGUAAUAUUUUAAUAUUUAGUUUUGCUGUUUCAUUUCCUGGAUUUUUAGCUAAUUCUUUUUCGUUUUUACUUAUCUCCAAAAUUUUGAAGUGUAGGAACUCCUCAUGACAGCUUAGCCAUGCUUAGAAGGGGAGCCCAAACACCGCAAGAUGUCUGUGGUGUUACAUACAAAGACAUCAAACAGUAUUACUUGGGAUAGUACCCAGUUUAUAAGGAUCAGUGUCACUGCUAUCCUGUGUUUAUGAUGGAAGUGAGCUCUGUUGAACUCAGUGGGGCCUCAUUUCGACAGCAUAGAUUCUAUUUGCAAAACACAUUGAGCUUUAACAAAAGAUGGUCAGCCAGCUGAAAUGCAGCAAUGUAGCUUUUAAAUUCAAGGGAACCUUGGAGCUCUCCCGACGUUGCUGAACUACAACUCCCAUCCCCCCAGCAAGUAUGGCCAGUGGGACUUGUAGUUCAGCAGCGUCUGGAGGGCCGAAGGUUUCCCAGAAAAGCAAACCAUCUUGAAAAAGUACCAUGCUGACUUAGACGCCUCACAGGGGAGAAAAAGGUAGAAAGUACCCAGCCUCUGCCUCUUUACUUUUCUAAUUAUUUGUCCUCUGUGCUCAUCGGACGAUUACUUGGAAGUUUCAUUUAAUACCUUGCUAGAAAGUCUCAAGCAGCACCAGAGAAAGGAGGGGCCGUCACUUGGGCAGAUGUCAUUGUUCUUCGUCUGAAGAAGGCCGUGUAUUGAUAAACAGUUGUAUCAUAUCACAAGUAUGCAUGCCGGGAAGGCAAGGCAGAGGAUAACUUUACUUCCACCAGGACCAAAAGCAGAAUAGCAAGUGGAACCUGCGAAGGAAGGAGUGAGCCUGCUGCAACAUGCACCCCACUGCAGCCUGCCAGGCAGAUUUUUUUUCUCCCUUCGUGGCUUUCUUAUAACCAUAUGUAUUUUUUCUUUGAAAGGGAGGAGAGAUUCAAGCAGGGUGAAGGACAUUUGGAUCUGGCAAAGGGAUAAUUUUUAACAUACCUUAAAAUAAAAGGGGAGAAGGAAUUGGGGUGUGUGUGCAUGCUAAAAUAGUCCAAACCACGUGUCUUCAUUGUCCAAAUGCUCAGAUACAAAUCUUGACACCUGCAGUGCCUCAACCUCCCAAAUCGAUUCUGCAAGUUUUGUGUGUCGGAUUUGGGGCUGAGUAGCUUGGCUGUUAGAGGCAAGCGUGCCCACCACCUGCUUUUCAUCUCCUUCUUCCCUGCUCAUCUCUUCUCACUCCCCCUCCCCCACAAUUAGCACCAAAUAAAUAAAUAAAUAAAUCCCCAGAUGCAGAGAUGCAAGUUUGAACACAACCUUGUCUUCUAAACACUGAAAGUCUGGGAAGCUUGUUGCUUGAUGGCCAGUUCCAAGAGGCCUGAUUAACAAACCACAUAUUGAUGUGUUGCCUGCCAGCUUAGUCAAGUUAUCUCUUCAGAGACCUACACACCUGCAGUUCCUGGACAGUAUUGUUAUGGAGUGACGGUGGCUCAGUCCCAUGUAUGAAGUCCAAAGAGCCACUUUCAGAGGCCCCCAAUUAUAGAUCUGUGUUCUCUCCACUGUACAACCCUCUUAGUUGGAGUUUUGUUACUGCUCUAACCUUUGGUUAAAUAAUUGUCACAUGUUGAAAAUACUGCAUUCUGAGGGAUACAUCUUGAUUUGAGCUUUCCUGCUCCAGAAGCUCUCUUCCUGCCAGAAGCUGCGGGAAAUGCUUUCCUCUUGGAUUCUCCCCUUAUUAUUCUCUGAGCAGAGUCUUAACUUUCUUUCAGCUAAAGUUGUCAAACCAAGACUUGGGACCUGGCCUUUCCAGGUGCCAUGCGGCGUGUAAAUAAUUUUUGAACUGUAAAUAGUAGCAUGCAAAUGAUCUGAUCCACACUGAGGAUUGCAAUUCAUCUUAAAUGUGUAUUUAUACUGAGAAGGUUGUAUGAGGUGAGUUUGCCUGUGUGUUUGAAAAACUUAAAAAGCUUUACAUAUCUAGCAGAUCAUGCCUGGAAUGCUUUAAUAUGCUGCCAUCUAGUGUCUCCCUGGUAAAACUGCAGCUUAACAAAACUAGUUAAGACUGGCCUAAAAAUAUUUUUUUUGGAUGUUUGUUCUAGAGCUGCUUUGAAUCCCCUCUUCUACCCACUUUGUGCAGGGAUUAUAUUGUCAGCUGCGCCACAGGAGCUUUGUGUUCUGAUGCAUCACCCCCAAAAUGAAUAUUUCUGCUGGUCCCGCUUACCAAAGACGCUGGAGAUAGAACAUUUUGAUGGGAAUGUUGAGGUCUCCUGAAAAUGCCUGCCCACUAAUGGCCAUAAUGCAAAGCACAAUUCAGCAGACAUGUGGGUGGGCCGGAGCUCUCUCCCAGCCAGAGUGUUCUCCUGGAAAACGGGGACAGGUGGGGGAUAUUAAGACCUUUGGGGUUGCCACUGCUUCUUUUACUGCUCUGGUCCAACAUGCCAUAAAUUCAGCUGCCACAUUUUUGCCACCAUAGAAGCCUGUGUGCCUUGCAUGUUCCCAGCUAUGGAGGUCUUUCUGCAGUGCAGAAGCGCCGGGGACUCAGCAGCCUAAUCUAUUGGCAUGAGUGGUUUUGGAGGAUAGGUUGUGCUGCCUGAAGAGAAAAGCUCCAUUGCUUGCAAGAAAGCCUCAAGUCUUUUGAGUGCAUGAAACUUGCCUUGACGGAACACAUGCUGUUAGGUUUCUUAAAGAGCUUAAUGCCAACUCUUUAUGCUCUCUGGCACCACAGAGUUAUCUGUCUUAAUUGUACACAGCGUCAUCAGAGCAUGUAUGUGUAUCAUGGAGGGUUCCUCCCCUGCCUUGGUGGGCAGGGUAUGUCAAUGUGCAGGUCCUGAAUGUGUGUUUCAGACACAGCCAUUUGCAUGGACUUCAACGUAUUGAUGUACAGGUGGAAAAUGUUACACUGGUGUGCUUUUUUAAUUAAAAAUAUCCAGUGCAACAUGGGAUAUACUCCAGGCUCCUGCUUUCCUGUACUGUCUGAUCUGAUUUCCAGUUGUGAUGCCACUUAUGUGUGUUGCACCACUGGAGUUGUUCCCACAGUGUUCCCGUGGAGAGGGAAUUCAGCACUGGAUGCUGUUUCUCAGGCUUUAACACAACCAAGAGGGGAAGUGUCAGGGUAGUAUCUGCAGCAGGGCUGGAAGGGGCAACGGAAUUGCCUUCUGUUUUCCAGUGGAUGUUGCAUUAAAUUGGGAAUGGUAAUGACAAACAUCUCCUGCAGACAGCCUGGGGUUUGUGGUUCAAUCUCCUAAUCCAGAGAGGCAGAAUUGCCAAACCACCUCUCCUCCCUCCCCCUUUUUGGCAUCCACGUGGAAGGAAUGCUUGCACCCAGAUUUCACUCCUAUGUGGUGGCCGAGGGAGAGGCAGGUGACACGUAAGAUCUUCAGCUUGGGUAAGCACUGAACCUGGCCUAUGUUCUCCUGCAGUUCUGCAUCCUUAACCCAUGCCUCUCAUUGCUCAUAGAUUAUCAUGGGCAAGAAGCAGUGCACUCCAGGGUCUUGCAGGGUGCCCCCAAAUUGCCUUGACUUUGUGAGAACGUUAGGAUUGGCUUUCUAUUGACACCAUGUACUUUGAGCAGAAAUUGAUGGGAGAGAUAAGAGUGUGUAUACUCUUAGUAAGGUGACUGCAAAAAGGCUGCAGUCCUAUGCAAUCAAGCACCAUUGACGCCAGCAGGGAUUGCAUUGGACCAGGCGUGCAUAGGAUUGCACUGUUAUAAAGCUUUGUAUCCAAACCAAUGCAGAUGCUCCUUACGGUGUAAAUGAUUAAAAUAAGCUGCACCUGCAAGCAUCUCGCCGCAUAGUCUGUGCCUAGGGAAACUGAGUCUCAAAGAAAGGUGUUCUCUCUUUAUAUUAAAACAAACACGUCGAUUGGGCAUGGGGGAUCUGUGACUUUGUCUGGUUUUCAAACAUAUUAAAAAUGCUUGCAUCACUUCCCUAAAUCAUUGCACGUCGCAACGAAGGGCACUACUGUAAUUACCGUUGUGUUUUUUCUUUUUCUACGAAUGUAUUUUCCUGUAUUGAAAGUCUUGUAAGUCGGAAAAAAUUGAUUGUAAAAAGCCAAUUACACUUACUGAUGAUGGAAAGUAUUGUUAUAACAGAAUUGCAUGCUGGUACAGUUUGACUGAGGUUGUGUCGUCUCCUUCCCAGUUGGUCACACUUGGUCUAGAAGUGGAUAUAUUUUUGUUCAAUUGACAUAUUUCCUUCACAAUAGAAUAUAUGGUAUAUCAUACAUAGCCCAUGCGAAUUUCAGUGGAUGUAACUGGACUUAUACAUGAAGUUAACACAACCUCUUUGUGUUAGUUUUUAAGGUAUUGAAAGUGGUCUGCAUCAUGCUCUUUGUACCUUUUUUUUAAAAUAGAUGCGAUUUUUAGGAAUGUUUUAAUACAUUUAUGAUGGACAACAUAGUUUUACUAGUUGUGCAGUAUUCUGUAUUUUACUUGAAGUAAAUCAUUUUAUAUGCAAUUUGUUAGUAUAAUUACAGUUUUAUAAAUAAAAUUGAGUGACAUUUUGGGUCUACUUUUCACUCGGAUGUACAAAAAAAAAAUGUUCUGCUCAGAGCUCUAAACCCAUUGUGUUAAAAAGGAGGAUCAGAUCAUAGUUGUUACCGGGAAAAUAAAAAUCUGUUACAAUUAAGCAUUGUAGAAUUGUGCGCCC